Molecule: messenger RNA, 67449 nt
Organism: Pelobates cultripes (western spadefoot toad)
Lineage: Eukaryota; Metazoa; Chordata; Amphibia; Anura; Pelobatidae
Source: the annotation of a GenBank genome assembly
GCAUUAAAACCAGCAUCCAGCCGGCCUAUCCCGGGGUGUGACGUCAGGACGCAGCACUACGUGUAGGCAAGUAGGAGAAACCAAAAAAAAGGGGAUUUUUUUUCCUUUCUGUCCAUCUCCAUUUCCAAUAUGGAUGUACAGAUCCCAGGGAUGCCCGGGGCCACCGUGCAGGGGGUGCUGGGAGAUGGGCGAGCUGGGAGAGGACCCCUCACAAGAUACCUAGACAUGGCAAGGGCAGGGUUGGGGGAGCUGGGCAUGACAUGGUUAAUAACAGGCUCCAUUCUCCUGUGUGGAUAACAUCUCACUGCACUGACAGCGGCUUACAGCAUCUCACUGCACUGACAGCAGCAUCCCAGGCACUGGCAGCGUCAUAUUCACUGCAUCCCAGGCACUGACAGCAUACUGCUCCAACACUAUCCAAACCACUGUCAGUCCAGCAUCCUUCACUGCAUCUCGCGCACUGCCAGCACCCUCCCACACUGCAUCUCGCGCACUGCCAGCACACUCUCAUUGCAUCUCGCGCACUGCCAGCACCCUCCCACACUCUCACUGCAUCUCGCGCACUGCCAGCACCCUCCCACACUCUCACUGCAUCUCGCGCACUGCCAGCACACUCUCACUGCAUCUCGCGCACUGCCAGCACCCUCCCACACUCUCACUGCAUCUCGCGCACUGCCAGCACACUAUCACUGCAUCUCGCGCACUGCCAGCACACUCCCACACUCUCACUGCAUCUCGCGCACUGCCAGCACACUCUCACUGCAUCUCGCGCACUGCCAGCACCUUCCUUCAUUCUCACUGCAGAAUUAUCCACAAUCACUGCAUGUCACUAUCUCACUAAUGACACCCAGUGCUGAACCAGAAUCCCAAUCAGCCACCAGCUUCCCUCCAGUGCCAACAUGUUUCUUUACUCUCCACAUCCCAAGACAUGAUAAACAUCUUCUAACCACAUGCCACUGCUAGACACGCUCCCACUGCCUGAAUCUUAGAGCGCUCCCAGCACUCACACCAUGGCUUUCCUUAUAUCCAUAGCUUCCCUCCCUACUGCCACCCACAGCUUCCCACACUGCUGUCACAAUCUAUCAGGGCUACUUUUCAUUUCCCAGCCUCUAUCUAGGGGGCUCCAAUGCCAUCAUCUUCCAUUUUUAUACCUGAACCGUUCCCAUUUCAGUGCACUUCACUCUCUCUACUCUGGUACCCAACUACAUCCUCAGCAUCACUGCAUCCCAAGCUCCCAGCGCACUCUCAGCAUCUCUAACACUUCAUUGUCAACAUUGACAGUCCCAAAAUAGCAGGUACUCCUGGAUUCCCAGCGCUCAGCCAGCAUAUUACUGCAACUCCUUAACUCACAGCUUCCAGAAAUCCUGCCGACACCUCAACAUAACCCAGGAAACCCAGAAUCCUGCUACACAAUCCCAAGAUCAUCGAGCAUUCUCUCAAGAGAAUCUUCAGCUUCCUUCUCAGAACAUCUUCACAACAUCUUCCAACUCGAGGACUCAGCAAUGCAGUCAUGUGUGUCUUCGCUUCUCUCUUCGCUUAUCUCUUCUAUAUAGUCCAUUAUAUAAUGGUCCAUUGCUCAAUCCAGAAGACAAAUUUGAACUUGAACAAAAUUCGGCUUCCAAAAUUGUUCAAAUCACUUUUUGUGGAUCUAGAUGAUUUUCUUUACGUGGUUAAGCCAUUGCCACGACUGCAAAACAAACCCUGCCAGGUAUGUGCAGCUUCCUAUUUAAUUGUCCAUUUCAGAAAAAAAAUUAAAAUAAUAUUAAAGGAAAAUAUGGUUAGUGGCUGGUUAGAGAGGCUGGAUCCAAAACAUACAGCCACCUGCCAGAUAUUUCCAAGUUUAAAGGAUGUUCUGAUGGGUUUUACUGACUGCUUGAAAGGUUUUUUUCUCUCCCUGUCUUGGAGUUAAAUGGGAUCUCAUAAGUUAUCCCUGUGCCAUUGAGAUAGGGGUAACUAAUAGGCGUGUAUAAAAAGAAAAAUAGAUCAUGCAGUGCCUACACAAAAGAUAUCAAUGCACUCUGGACAAUGAAUGGAGAAUUUCUCUUAGGAUUUCUGCACACGUCUACAACAGCUUGGACUGCUCUGAGAACCACAAUUGAAUCCCAGACACCAUCUUUUGAGAGCUGUGUGAAAAUAAGUAUAAGACAUCAAAUUAUUACAACUAAGUUAAGUGAGGGCUUCUCUCCCUCCCCCUCACCAGUCCUAUUCCUCCUAAUUCAGCCACCCUCCCAUCACUCCCUCCCCCCCAUUUCCCUUCCUUACACACUCAUGCUAUAUAUCUCAUCCUAUGUAUUGCUGGGGGAUCACACAAGUCUACUCAACUCAAGUUUUUUUCCAAAGGAUUUAGACCAAAAUGAAAAUCCAACCAUUAUAUAUGAAGAUAAUCUACAGGAUUUCCACUGCAGGACGUAUAAUGGGAGCAAAGGAGGAUAUACCAAGCCAACAAUUCGACAAGAACAAGUAAGUCAUUAUUUUUUUUCUUUUAACUCCGUUAAUAAUAUUACUGAAAUAAGCAUAUGGCUAUACACAUAUACCCCUUCCUCGCUUCUAUUCUACAGCCAAGACGUCAAAACAAGAGACUUGAUUAUUCUCCUGUGAAUAUCCUUUCCCAGUUCUAAAAAUAAACCAGCAUCUUUUUAAAUAGAUUUACUUUAUGUAUCGCUUAAUUAUGUAGAGAUGUCAACAAAUCAGCUAAUUUUUUUAAUUUUAAAAUAUUCAAUACCAUGCUAACAGCAGCAACCUAUAUAGGAAAAAAAUGUUACUUUUUAAUUUAACCACAAAGUUCUCUCACCUCCUGCACAAAUAUAGAAUGUGCACACACACACAAACACACAUACAAUAAUAUGCACAAAAUAAAUAUUAAAUAUAUAUUAUGUGUAUAUUUUUUCAUAUGCGUAUAUAUAUAGACACAAACAAUUAUAUAUAUAUAUAUAUAUAUAUAUAUAUAUAUAUAUAUAUAGUAUGUGUAUGUGUGUGUAUAUAUAUAUAUAUAAUAUGCACAUACAAUAAUAUAUAUGUAUAUAUAUAAAUAUAUAUACAUAUAUUUUAAAAUAUACACAUAAUGUAUAUAUAUAUAUAUUUAAUUCAUACAUAUAUAAAACACGCCCAGACUAUAUAAUGAAUGUUCUAUAGGGCUAUUCUUCUAUAUAAUUACACAGACACACACACUCAGUGCCUGUAUAACAUGCUGUGUGUGCCCACCUCCUGUCUGUCUUUUUAGUCUGCUCCCUGCACUAAUGAUCUAUUCUUCUUGCUAUCACAAGACAAACUUCAUAACCAAACGUUUGCCACCUAAGACAAACAGUUGCUGGAUUGUUGUGAAUCCCUGGGAAAAUGCCCUGAGUCCAUAGAGAGCACAUCCAAUUCAUGGCAGACCCUCUGCCUCAAGAGACCUCUAUCCCCUCAGACAUAAUUGUCAUGCUAAUUAGACAAACUCUGAACUUGAUUUUGAAUUCCCUCUCUAUUUUGGCUGGGGUUUUUUUCUGUGGGAAAAAAAAAAUUCUAGUCUACAGUGUGAAAUUAAUUAAUCAGGCUUUUCCAGAAGCCGGCACACAAAGGAUGUAUUUUAUUAGGCUUAACUUUAUUUUUUUUUUUUUUUAAACUAACCCUCUUUUCUAACCUUGAGUUCUGCAGAGCAGCAUGCUCAUAUUAUUAGUUAGGGAUCUGCAGUAAGUAUACAUUAGCUUUUAGAUUACACAUUGAACAUUGUCUACACAGAGAGAAUUUGCAUUUCUUUCAGUAUAAUAUAUUUUGCCGUUCUGGGUUUAUUUUCCGCUAUAUAUUACUAAGAUAUAUUUUAAUUAUAUCUUUUUGACUCUAUUUUUUAUUUUUUUUUGUAUUUCUUUCCCCACAUCAUUAAAAUGAAUAAAAUAGGUAGAUAUAUAGAUAGAUAAAUAGUGCACUUGUAUAAUGGAAUAUAUUAAGAUUAUGCAAGGGUAUAUUCCCAGUUAGAACAUUUACCAGAAUAUUGGUAAUGCUAUAUUUAGUAAAUGGGUUUAUAUACCAUUUUAAUAUAUUUAAAGACCUAUAUAUUAACGUCAGACUGUGGGAUAAAGAAUUCAUGUUUAUUAGUGUGUACCUAAAUUCUGCUUUGUUUGUUUUUAACAAACGUAAAAUAAUGUUAUUUUGAGAACCGAAUUUUAAGAAGGAAUUCAAAAUUGUUGAAUUUUUUUUAUAUGAUCCUAUUUAGCUGUAUUACCAAUUAUACUUUUGUUAUCCUAAAUGUCGACAAUUCUCUUCCCAAUUCCAUGUUUAGCUAUUUAGUGAAUAGUGUUUGCAUGCAUGUCUGUUUAUGUGUAUAUAUAAAUGUAUUAUUUUAUUUUGUGGGUUGGGCCCUAAUCCAACAUAACCACCGCUGUUUAAAAUAAAAUACAUUCAGAAUACAUUGAAUACUGGGAUGCUGGUAAUAUUGUGCUUGUUAUCGUUCAUGCGUUUAUGUCUUUCUUACUUACACCUUACGUUAUAACUUGUUUAAUGUCCAUUUUUUGUUGUUGUUGCAUAAAACAGCCAGGAUUAGCAGUAAAAAAACAGGAGGCCUAAUUAACCCUUCAACGACCCUCUAUAAUGCGAGCAAUCUGCCAGAAUGAGCCUGCCACGUGCUUUGUUGUCCUUGGGAUAUUGUGGGUGUUGUGUGUGUUGUGUUGUGUUGUGUUUAGAUUAGUGUAACAGUGGUUUGUUCUCAGGGAAGGAUUGAGGUCAUUGUGCUUGUGUGAAAGGAGAAAGGCCUGUUUGUGAACGUGAAAGGGUUUAACUGUGGACCAUGCACAGGGAGAAAGUGAUACUAAUUAUAAACAGUUAUCUUAUUAACUGAGAUAGGAACAUUUCGCCACAGUGAGCCCACAUGUCUAAAUUAUUCGACGAGAAGAAGAGAAUUUCGGAUCCUAUAUUAUGUAUCUUAUUUCUGUACGUAGAAUGGAAGAACAAUGAUUGACAGGGCUAGGUUAACCCUUGCGUUAUACAGAGGCACGGUGGAAUGUUAUCACUUCGCCCUGCACACAGCUCAGGAUAUCAUUUGCUGAGUGUGUCUAUCGAUGUGAGAUGGAGUGUACACUCUGCUCAUCACACACACACAUGGAGGCCGGACCUUCAAUACUGUCUUCUCCUUUUACACAGGUACAUCAUUACAUAAACAGAAUAUCGUGUACACGAGGUGCCAGUGACAACUUACAGGCACAGGUAAGUCGGUUUUAUCGUUUAUUUUUCAAGUCUGUCAAUGUAUCAAUGUACUGUAAGAGAUAUAUAUAUACACACACACAUACAUACAAACACACAUAUAUCACAAAUAUUUUCGAAGAUACAAAAUAACCACUAACAGUGCACAGCUAUUUGAACAUAGGUCUCCCUUGCCCCAUUUAUUUGUUUAUAUGUGCACUUAUACUAUGUUUUUUUUUCUCUGCCUGUCAAAGGAUAUGUGUAUGUAUAGUAUGUAUGUGUAGUAUAAAUGUAUGUAUAGUAUACCUGGAUAUAUAGCAUUUAUGUGUAGGUGGAAGUAUAUGUAUGUUUGAAUGUAUAAUAUGUAUGUGUAGUGUGCAUAUUGUAGUAUAUUAUAUAUUAAUAGUGUUUGUAUAAUACAUUUUAAUAUAAAUAUAUAUUUAUGUAUAGUCCAUAUGUAUAGUAUGUAUAGCAUAGUGAAGUAUAAUAUGUAGGUAUAUUAUGGUUUAGUAUGUAUGUAUAAUAUAUAUGCAUUGUAUAGUAGUAUGCCUACUAUUGUAUAGUCUAUAUCACUUGUAGUCAACCUGCUUAGCAGAUCUAGGAGAAUAGACUUUCACUGAAGAGGACACUGGAGGUCUGCUAGGAGGGCCUUUCUAUGUGACGUCAUGCCAUGCUGUGCCUGUAGCAUUGAACAUAAUGGUGGGUGUCCUAUUAUGAAAUGCCAGCCUUUACAUGGCACGCUAUGACUGUCAGUGGAGAUUAUAUAAAGUCAGGAUAUUGCUGUAGAAAUAAAGGAUGCAAAAGUGGCCAUGCAGAUUUAGAAAUAGGAUGUGUCAUUGUGUCAUGGUGCUGAACCAAUAGGCAUUUAAAUAAAUGCAAUAUCUUUUGUGUCAUUUCACAUGUCUUUUUCGAGAAAAUGUGUCUGAAUAUGUAUGUAAAUUUUGACACAAUUCAUAGGGUGGGACUGGUGUCCUUACGCGAGAGUGCAGGUUGGGGUGUAGAAAACCAAAGCUCAUCUUUAAUAAAUAUUGUGAUUCAAUUCUUAAAGAUAGGACUGUGUUUCUAUUAACCUAAAUUCUGUCACAGAAAAAAAACAAGCACCCUUUAAUUAUAAGGCCAAAAGAUGAAAAAAACAAAAACUGAUGGUUCUUACUAGUACACUAAUCACAAUGUAUUUUGUACAUUUUUCCUAAUUUGCACUAUUCUACAAUUCUUAUGUGUCUGUGUGUGACAGUGUGCACACAUACAACACAGUGUUUUUAUUCGGAAUGUUUGUUUUUGUCGUCACACCUGAACCUUGCUUUCUAAUUUUACAGUGCACACAGAUGACAGUGGUCCUUUUUUAUGUCAUUAGAUUUACUUAGAUAACAGUCAGGUAUUUUUCUUUAUUCAGCCAUAUGUGGGUGUUUUAUAGAACCUCUAACAUAAUGUCUGUUUGUAUAUAUCAUUUAUAUAAGCUUCAACAUAAUAUUAGCAUCUUUUACUUAAGUUCAAACAUACUCUGCAGUUUUACAUGGAUGCAGGUUCUAUUAGGGCCUUGCUUUUCAGCUAAUAUAGUCAAUGACAGAUUUGGAUAGCCAAAUAGGGGCUGAUAUUAUUAUUACGUAUAAUAAUUAUUACGACAUACGUACAUAGGAUGACAGAUCACAAGAGAGACAGAAAUACACAGUGGAGAUAAUUUAGUAAAUUAAAUUUUGCAGAAAAUUCGCCAUGAUAUACAUUUCCUCAAACAUAGUAAAAUAUUUGUAAUUUCCAUAUGGUUACCCUUACUGAUACGUGCACUCAAUUCACAUUAGAAAGAGUGUAUACAGCCUUCGUAGAACUCCAAUGUCUCAUAUAUUAUAUAAAGGCGCAGUUUAUUACAUAGCAGAUUUUUUGGGGCUUAUUUGCAUUUCCGUGAAAAAUCUGUCAGGUAAAUAUGCAUAUGCAGAUUUUUUAUUACGCUGCCUUCACAAUGUGGUAUGUGUGUUAAACAAGGCUAUCACAAUAUGCAGACUAAAAACUAAUAAACUGUGUCUUGUUAAUUGUAAGGCUUAUAGCGUAAGGUAGUGAAUUUCAAUUGUGAUUAAGAAUACAUUUAUUUUUCUCAUUGGUCUAAAAAGAAAUCAACAAAUAUACAAAAUUGAUAGUUCCAUCCUCUUAUUACAAAUCUUUAGAUAAUAGGUAAUAGAUGCUUGGUAGAUUGUUGUGCAAAAAUUAGGAAUUUUAAAAUACAAUUUUAUGCUAAAUUCUAUGAUCAGAGUUGAUAAUUGGAUAUUUAACCAUAAAAUUUGCCUAUAUUAUUGUUUUGCCUCAGUCUAUAGAUGUAGUUCUGUAAUAUGAUAUAAUACAAUAGAGAAUCAUUUUCUAUAAAUAAAGGUCAGAUUGUUUAAGUAUCACUUUUGAAUUGGACACAAACCUAACUGAAGGUAUUUCUGUGGUCUCAGAAUUCUGUGUACUCUAGUCUUUAAAGAUAUUAACUUAAACCAUCUUUAAUAAAAUGUACUGCAUGUGCAAAAAACGUAUAUGUUGAUAGCACUUUAUGUGGAUGAUGUACAAAGAUCUUAAAGUGGAGCAGUGAGCAGGAACAUUCCAUUGGUUUCCAUGGUGACUGCUCCACAUUCAGCAUAGUGCCUCUGAAUUGUUCUUCAUACAUAUGGUGUGAAACAUCAUGCAAAACGUAAGUAAGGCUACACUGUACCUGGGAAAUUGCUCCUAUACUAUAUAUGAAGGCAUUAUUUGUAUAGGCAUCAAAGAUUUGCCCAAGGUACUGCAUAGGGACAUUGUGCAGGAGAAAUCACUUUAAUGUGAUCUGAGUGUUGCAAAAAAGCAAAAGCUGGAUUAACCCAUUAUGGACCAGUGAUGGCCCAUGUCGCCAUGACAAUCUGGCCCCUAGAGACCACACACUGACAUGGCAUGUCCUAGCCAUUUAGCUUUAGCCGGGUUCUACAGAGCUGAUGAUGGUAAACAAGUAAGACAUUCCAUGCGGGCAUAGGGUCUGCACAGAUCAGAUUGUGGUAAUGGCAUAUAUUGUUACAGUUUCUUAAAAGGUUAAAACUCGCAGCUUCCUCCCAGCAAAGACGCAGAUGUACCAUGUGUAUGUAAUGUGUAGAAUUGCCAUUAUGUCAAAGGAUGUUGAAGAAAAAUAAUGCAAUAUUAUAUUGGAUCCAGGCCUAAGGUAUAUGUUUUAUAAACAUUAUUUAUUAAUGUUGUGGUCUAAUAUUUUAUAUUGUCAGGAAAAAAAUAAGAUUUAAAUUAAUUCAGAUUUCGAAUUUCUUUGAAUUUAUAGAUUUAUUUGGCUACAGAGACAAUAAUGUGCAAAUACAAUUCACAAUCAUUGUAAUUCUAAUUAUUGAUGCUUGCAGUGUAUUUUGUCCAUAGCUGUCCAGUCAAAAGGCACAAACAAUAAAUACAUUUUAUAAUAGGUACAUUUUCAGUGUAAGUCUCUCCUAAGAUGUUUGCCUUGACAUGGCAGGUGAGCUUACACUUAAAUGGCCAUUGGCGGGAUACCAAAAACCUUCAAUUAUUUAAAUAUGCACAGGGAUUUGGGAUAGUGCGCAGGUAAAUUUUUUUUUUUUAUUAUUACAUUUUAGAAAGGUUAUAAAAAAAGACAAAGACAAAAAAAUAAUAUAAAUAUCUAUAAGACGCUGUUAGAUUGUUAGGCUUAGAUAUAAAACCGACUUGCAGUACAAGUAAUCUGCACUAUGGCUCAUAUAUGAAAGUAUGAUUAAUGGGUACCUCCAAUCUCGUGGACUAAGAAUGUACCCCUGUAGAUAGAAUACCAGGGUUACCAAAACCAAAUGACACUACAACUCUCAUUUACAGAGUGCCAGUAGGAAACCAAAGCUAUUUAGUACUGCCUGUGCUGACCCCCUAGUAUGCCAGGGUGAUGCUCAGUUUCAUUAACGUUAGUGACCCCAAUUAAAAAUGGCUUCCCUGUCCUCCUAAAAGUAACAUUAUUUUAAAAAUGUUAAUUAAAUGGAGAUUACAAUUGGUGUAGAUGGAAGAUUUUAUUUUGGAUGGGGUGAGCUGAAACACACGUAACAAUAUCGCCAAUAUAUAAUCUUCUGAAAUCGUUAUAGUACUAUUAAUUUUCUCACAUUUCUAUAUGUUCCUACCAAAUCCAGGAAAAAGGUUUGCGCUGAUUUCUUUUGAAAUCAGAUUGGUCCUCAUUUCCCUCAUCCCUUUAUAACGUUAGCCUUUAUAAUCUCUACUGAGGGGCACUUUGUGAUGCUGAAAAUCUAAUGCUGCAAGCCAUUUUGUUAUUGGACAUUCACUCGGCUACUGUGUACUAUUAAAUAUAAUGUUUUCUUCAACAGAAAAGCAUAAAAUAAUGAUUUGCAAUGUAUGACAAUAGUGAACAUAGAGUAAGAGGCCUGAUGUUAUUAAUAAAGCACGAAUACACUUUAAACAACGUUCUGACAUUUCUGUGUCAUCCCCUACUGCCAUACUAAAUAAUAUUGUAAAAUAUUAGCCACAUCUGUACUGCUCCUUAUUUUCUGACUUGCGUGCAGUGAAAAAAAAUGGGCGUUUUUUUCUCGCUCUUUAAAAUGUAAAGGAUUUGUGUAUUUCUGGUCGUAGUCAGAUUUCUCAAAUAAUAUAGGCAUGUGCCCAAAGUAGUAACCACUGAGUAAUAUUAUGACAAAUGCCUUAAGACUGACAGGGCAUCAUGGGAAAUGUUAUGAGACUGGUUGAGCAACAUUAUAUAGUUCAAAAUCAUCUUGGCUGCAAAAAUUUAGCCCUCACUGGUAAUUUUUUAGUAAGAUUAUACUUGGAAACAAAAUCACAGAUUUUAGUUUUUGUAUUGAUUAAUUAAUUAAUUGAUUUAUUUUUAUGCUGAAUUCUAAUUUGGAGUUCUGUAGUCCAUAUACAACACACAGUAACAUCGUAUUUACUUUGCUGGGGUGUUUUAUAUUUUAUAUAUAUUGGACUAAGACUUCCAAAGGUCACAUGGCUCGCGAAACAAAAGCUGUAUAUCAAACCAUAUAAUAAGGCUAUAAUAUUAAUUAGAUCAUCGUACUGUGGGCAAAUGAGUAGAUUAGAUUUCAUGAAAUAUAAAAAAAUAAAUAUUUUUAAGUUACAGGAGAUGGACCCAUGCAUUUAAAAACUCACCCUCCCAAAACAAACAAUUUCUACAACGGUGGAUUUUAUUUACUAGAAAUGCAUGCACAUUUACAUCCCUAGAUGUAGAGAAUGAUAUUUCCGUUGUUAUUUUAACAUCUGCAGCUUAAGAUUUGCAUUUUGGCUACAGUCAGGUGAAAUGACAACGGGAUGUAAGCAUUUACAGUAGGCAUAUGUGGGUGAUUCCCAUUUGCAUAUUUGCAGCAGGCACAGUUAAGUUAAGAACGUUGAUAGCAGAAUUUGCAUGGGUGCAUAUAAUAUGCACAAAUGGAACGAGCUCAGUUAUAUACAAUAUUUGGAAGUGGCUCUAAAUUUUUGCUUGAUUCAUAGAUCAGGACCAUGGAAAGAGCACAGUACUUUAUCUAGCUAGUCUGGAAUCCUCACAAACUUUUUUAUUUUUUUUAUUUCUGCCAGUGGUGUGUGCAGUCCUAAUGAAAAGUUUCUAAAGCAAAUAUUCUGUUUCCCUUUUUAAUCUGCGUGAAAGCAAACAGCAACAUCCUUUUCUAGUAAUUCUAAACAUCACAACCUCCAUCACCAAUGAAGUGGCAUUCUGAAGUAUGAAAAAGCACACAGAGCCUCAAUAGUACACAGCUAACUGAAUAAAAUGACUUUCAUACAAUAGAUUGUAUUGCUGUUUGCUUUUACCACUGUCUAUGUCAUACAUUCCUUGCUGACUAUGCAUUGAUGCCUCUCUGUUGUGAACUCUGAGCCAGAACAUCCCACACAAUGUCUGUAAUGAAACUGGGUAAUGUGAUGUUGAUUAGGAUACAUCAAUCAGGAGAAUGAAAAGGAAAGCAGAGUUGUGUGUAAGAGUUAUGGCCAAUGUGUGUUAUUUUCUGCUGAUUAGCAUUUAUAACAUGAUUGUCCCCGAUGUUGCCCAAGGACUAAUGUCCUGUAAUUCUAGAAUAUGGUCUUCUAAACCCAUUCCUAAAGGAUUACCAACACACCUGGUUCUCAGUUUGGCAUACUGCAUGCAAAUCAUUUAGACCUAUUGUUUGGCUAAUUUCAUUUUUUUUUUUUUUAUAAACCUUGGAGAAUUCUGGCAUCACAUAACCAUCUAUAACUAUCUAUCUAUCGAAAGAACUACGUUAAUCUUUAUCAGAAAUACAAAUACUGCAUAAUUUUCAUCGUUAAUAUUAUUGGCAUUCAGAUAAUGCCAACACAAGCAGUAGCGUUUCACAAUUUUAAUGUGAGGCUUCAACAGAAAACAACCAAGAAACAAACUAUAAGUGUUAACAAGAAACAAGAGGUAAUUGAAGACCCUGCUCAACUGACAAAAUUGCUAAUUUUUUAGUUUUUUGAAGAAGACGUUUGAUCACCUCUUACCCCCAAAUUAGCAUCCAACACAAUUUUGAUGUUGUCAGUUAGUCGUAUCAGCCAAAAUUACAAUGUUACUAUAUUUUAAGUGCAGACAUUUUCUAUAGGCAGUACAGUCUUGUAGCCAUGGCAGCAAUCUAGCCAUUAACAACUUGUUCAUGCUGGUUGUCUAUGUAAUAUUAUAUAUUUAUCCAUUGCUCACGCUGUGUGUCCAUGUAAUCAGCAAUAACAGGGUGCAUAGAAAAUGAAGAGACACAGUGUAUUAAUGUCCAUUAUUUUUCUCCAUGUUUUGAGUGCUGUUACUCAGAGGGAAAGAACACACACUGAGAGUGGAUGGUGCCCUCUGCAACUCUUAAAAUGUUCUUAGACAUAAACUGUGACAUAGUAAGUGAGUAGCUGGCUCAAUAUGUGUGAUAAUAUAAAUAUGAAUAAAAGGCUUAUCUGUAAAUAGGGAAGUGAUCACUACUAAAUUGUAAUCUCCGUGUCUACCUAUACUCAUAACCCAGCUCUUACCUACCAUAUAUUUGUUUUAAUGAAAUACCCUUGUUAAAACAUUUCCUUUUUUUUCGGAGUUCCUUUUUUGCGUUAAAAAAAACCGCUCAAAAUCCACUUGAUUCUUCUGAAUACAAUGCACUUUUACCUUUACCUCAUCACUUCCUGUUCCGUUACACAAAGCCUGUCUUCCCACUGUCUUCUCAAUUACUUGUAAGAUUUGUUCUCCCACUGUACAGUGCUACAGAAUAUGUGUUUAAAAUAAAGGAUAUUUAUUACAGAGCUUAGAACAUGUAGACAAAAUAUGAAAUCAAAAGGAAUGCACUCAUUUUUUUCAUAUAUUGAACUUUAUUUUUUAACACGUCUUCAAAUUAUGCCUUGUUUAUACGUAGCAACAGCCAUUCAGGUAUGUGAUAGUAAGAUCAUCAAGGGGGUAAAUAAAAAUAUGAGAAUAUGCAAGAUGGAAAAGGUUUAACCUCUUAUUGACUGUAGACUGUAGUCAGUCCACAUAGUCAUUUCUUUUUUUCUAUCCCAUAAUAGAAUGUCCAGUCAUAUAAAAUAACAGUAGGGAUAUAUAGAGCUGCUAAAUACGAAGGAUGUUCUAUGCCAUAUUAAGAUCUAUAACAAUCAUAUGUGAAUGGUAAAAACGUGUCAUUGGUCCUUAAGUGGUUAGGGAAGAAUUGAAGGAUUAGGAAACACUAUUUGUACAAACCUCAUGUUGUGCAUUGUGAUUCUAGAUGAAUAGGAGAAUUAAUGCAGAAUUAUUCUGUAUGACCCUGCUGUUGGUAAAAAUUAUUGAACAUUCUAUUUUGGAUUACAAUUCUUAAAGAGUUACUUGAACCCUUUUUUAAUAAGUUUAUCUUAUUUUGUAAUGCCCUAUUGGGCACUAGUAGUGUGUCCGCCCACCUUUCUAUAAGUAAAAAGCCUGUAAAAAAAAACCCAUCAAAUUUACUGAUAAUCCAGCGUUGGUAUAAUCACUCCUUUGCUCUCAGUGGUCCAAUCUGAUUUCAUUGGACCGAUCUCCAGGCUUAAAGCGCAUGUACACGCUGUGAACCACGGAGGGGAGGGAGAGAGAAGGAAGUGGGCAAGGGAGGGGAUUUAAAUUUUUUUUUUUUUAAAUUAACUUUCAAUGUAGGGAGGUGAAGAAGGAGAGCACCAAGGGAGGGAGGGAUGGGAGGUCUAGGUUUCUGCUUGCAAGCGCAAAGCCUGCAAGGGUAGAAGCCGAUUAUGUCUGUCGCCAGUGCACUAGCAGAAAUGCUGCACUUCUAAAAGCAGGAGUGGUCAUGGAGGCUGAAGUAACGCUUUACAAAAUAUUGCUAUGAUGACAUUGACUGUCUUCAGUCCAUGAAAGGUUAGACCAGCUCCAUCUCUCAGGUUAGACCAGCUCCAUCUCCAUCUGGUCCACAUUGCUGGGUUCUGUACCCUUUGUUAGAUGUCUGAAAAAACACUUAACACCUGCUCCCCUCUCAAUUUUCAUUGGUUCCGAGAAAUUAGAUGGGGGUACAGGUAACUGGUUAACAGCAUAAUUUAAGAUCUUUCUUAACAUGAACAAGUUCUCAAUUCCCCAAUAUGCUAGAUCAGGGAUAGGCAACCUUCGGCACUCCAGCUGUUGUGGACUACAUCCCCCAUAAAGUUCUUACACACAUAAUGCUGGCAAAGCAUCAUGGGAGGUGUAGUCCAAAACAUCUGCAGUGCCAAAGGCUGUCUAUGCCUGUGCUAGAUUAUACUAUGAAAACAACCGUGAAACAAAGAUAAAUCUGAAACUAAUUUUAAUAUGUUUUACUAUUUAAAGCCACACUUCACUGCUCAUUCAAUGACAGCAAUUAAGUAAAAGACAGAGUUCUGAGCCCAGCUCCAUUGCAUUCUGUUUAGCUGGUUUCUGACACUUUAACAUGUAAAUGUUCUGUUACCUCGACCAAGGUUUAGGGCUUGACAUGUAAAGUUCUCACUAUCUAUGAAAGCUGUUUUGGGUGAUUUAAAGAGUUUACCUCUAAAAAGGGGUUGAUUACUUUUUGGAGACAUGGGAAGUAUUAAUAUGACAUCAGGCUUUCAGUGACGCUGAUUAAGUAUAAAGAGCGCUAAAAUCUACACCAUGAAUUAGACUCUGCCCCCCAAUGUAUUGGGCUCUGCCCACUCAACCCCAGAUCUAAUGAGAUAUCAUGUUUAACACUAUAAACCUAUAGAUAUACUGUACAUACUAGGGAAGCAACAAGCACUUUAACCCAAUAGGAGACAUCAGAAAUUCUUUUAAACUAGAGUAAGCAUUUCCAAGGGGUCUCUAGCCAGAAAAUGACAUGAUUAGUUGUUCAGCCUUUCAGUAGGAUCUCCAACCAUCAAUAAGUGAGAAGGACACUGCAGAACUAACCGUGAAAGGCACAACAUGUUUUUUCUUUCUUCAAAUCCACAUUUAUUAUUAAUCUUUCCCACGGCAAUCAAUGCAUUUUUGUAUUGCAAUAAAAACUAGGAGGUGCUGUCCCAAUGGACAAACCUCAGUGCUUUAUUAUAAAUGGAAAGUAAUGCCAUUAAAAUAAAUGGCUUUCAUUUAAAUUUGAACACUUGGAAAAAUUCACAUAACAUUGGUAAACGCAUAAGAUUUACCUGGUUUGGUUACUGACCCAUUCAAAAAUUCGAAACCAAAACGGUUUUCAGCCAAUCGGCAGGUAGAAUUGAAAACACAGUCACUUACUAGACAAUACAGAGAAGAAAAUAAAAUAAUGUCUGCCAUGGUGUGCUACAAAAAUAGGUAAAUGGUGUAACAUUUACACAAAUAUUACAAGUUCUGUAAAUUCUGUAACUUAAAUCUUUCAUCAUCAGCUCUCCCUAUUCAUCAUCUACAACUCAACAUCAUAAAAUAAAUUCUCUAAGAGCAAAGAUACCUACUGCAUGAAACCUAACUUUCACUGCUUAUCUGCUUGCAAUCACUCAUUCAGAGCCUGCAGGAGAUUAUAGGUCUAAUGGACAAAUGGUCCUCACCCAUUGGUGGGUUCCACCAACCUGACUACUACUGGUACACUCUACAAAUCCAACAUCGGCAACAAUACAUUCCCAUGGUAUCAGAAUUACUGUGUGUCUCUUCCCUCCAAGCCCCCCUCUUUUCCUUUUGGUUGGGUACUUGACCAUAUAUAUCAUUAGAUCCCUUGCUUUUUUCACACUGGGACCAGUGGGUGGCAUCCAGUCACAGGGAUUUUUUCCAUCUCGUGUUCUUUGUGUGCGCAUUCUUACACCUUUUUUCUUUUUUUUUUGUACCCUUGAACAAAACUGAAAAACUCAAUUCAUUUUAAAGUUUGUUUCUAUUAAACAUCAUAAUUUUGAAUUAGGUUGUGACUAUAACAUUGUUGUUUUAAGCGACUUCUCCUACAAACACAUAAUUCUAAAUAAACACAAUCCAUUCAUCGUAUUCCUUCCUUUGUUUGUCAGGAGUCUUGUUUUUUUCCUCCUCUUGUUUUUUUUUUUUUUAAACAUUUUAUUUUUGUUUAUGCUAUAAAUUGGGAAUUUUUGAGUUUGUAGGCCCAGACCCUUAUCCUGUUUUUUGUUGUUGUUGUUUUUUUUAAUUAUUGUGUUUUUGUCUAAGACUUGCUACCUUUUCAAAUGGAAAGUUCCCUCUUAAACUUGUCUGUGUGUGACUCUAAGGCUCAGCAAAUUCCUUAUUUAAGUUCAUAGACGCUCCACGGAGCUGCUGGCUGACACAGAUACAUCCUAUGGAAACAAUACAUUCAGAAGCUAUUGUUUAUGUUUAGCCAUGCCCUUUGAGCACAUGAAGAGAAUCUCCACUCCUUUCAGUAAAAAAUAACAUAAGUCUCUUCUCUAUUGUCCAUUUGAAGAAUAAGUUAGGGUCACAUACAGGCCUAUACUUAUACACUUUGGCCUUCAGCACAAUUCAUUAUCUUCACAUUUCAUGACCACAAUAAAUACAAUUCUGUCAUUAUUUCCUCAGCUCAUACUUUCUAGCAAGCCGCACUUCAUAAAUCUAAUUUUUUUCAAAUUUAUAUUUUGGGUUGCAGUAAGUUAUCAAGUAAAAUAUAUUGUUUAUAUUGUAUAACAGCAAUCAAUGUAUUGAACGCCUACUAAAAGAUUACACAUAUCUGACACUAAAGUUUAAAAUCUGAUAUAAGCAUGUAACAAACAUUUGACUGCAAAAUAAUGGUCAGAUAAAGAAAUCAUUUUAAAAAAAAGUUGUUUGGUGUAUUAUUUUAUAAAUUCUAGUUAUUAACAUUUGGCUUCGAACUAAAAAAAAAAGAAUCCUUACUUUGCUCUGUUUUUGCAUUUCACUUUUAUCACCUGUCAUUUUUGUCUUCUUUAUAGACACAAGAUUUUUACCCAGAACACCACUUUUUUAACCCCUUAAGGGAUGCAGUAAGGACAAGAAAUACAGAUGGCUUAAUAUUAGCCUUCCCACAAUUCUACAAAUAUAUGUGUUCAAGCCAUGCCCACUUUGUUAUUAAAUGUUAGGUGGCAUCGGUAAUCAUUGUGCACAGGGGUUAUUAGCUUUUUCACACACAUUUACAUUCAGCGGUUUUAACCUCUGAGUCUAUAUUUUACGGUAUAGGUGACAUAUUACUACAUAAAUUCAUGGGACUUCCAGGUGUUCUAGCCCCUUCUUAUAUUAUGUAUGUUUACUAGAUUUCAGAUGAAAUGUUCAUUCAUUUAAAAUUUUAGUAUAGCACCCUUUUUGUAUGGUAUUUUUUAACUAGUUAUGAUCCAAGAGCCACAUUACCUAAAUAUAAUUUUGAACAUGUCUACACAGAGCUUAAAACUUUCAAUUGUAGAAUUGAGAGUAGCUUAUUAUUUUACUAUGUAUGGCCCAAUUCCAGCUCUCUCACAAUAUUGCACUAUUUAAUCUACAGCCCUCUACUACCUAGAUUUACUAGUAAUGUGUGUACAUAUUAUAUACACACACAUAUCAGCAGUUUAGCAUUUAGAACAUUUCCCCAGACUUGUUCUUUGUAUAUAAACACUGAAUAAGUGCUUCUUAACGGAACAACCAAAAAAUGACUUUUACCCUGUAUGCUUUAAAACUGUUAAAAUGUUUAUACUUUUCUGAUUUGUGUAUUCUCUAAUGCAGUAUUAUUCUCCAUAAAGAUAUUUUUCUUGAUAUCCAGAUUAUAGCAGUUAUUUUUUAAGAUCCUAGAAUAUUUAAAGAGACCCUGUAUUUUAGUCAACAUUUGCGUGAGAUGUAUAUAUGAACCUAAAAAUACAAGUUAGUGGGAAGAGUCUUACACUAAUAUUAAUCCAAGGGGUAUAUUCAGUAUACAGUGGCACUUUAUUUGGCAAUCUACAUAAUUUAAGCAAAAAUAGUAAUUUGUUUGUUUACAAUGGACAUUAUGCAUGUCUGUACAAAACUAUAAAUGCAUUUGUAUUAAUUCAAAUGUUUGAAUACAGAAACAAAAGACAUAUUCUACAAAUCAUAUACUUCUUUAUAUAUAUAUAUAUAUAUAUAUAUAUAUUUAUAUAUAUAAAUUCACCUUUUCAAUGUCUGUGUGUGUGUUUUUUUUUUCUUUUUAAUCCAUACUACGUUGAACCUGUCUAGCAUUUUCUUAUAAUGGCGCCCAGUCUUUCCCAUUAUUUUAUUAAGUAUUUUGAGUGCCAGUUUUUUCUAUAUGUGCAUGUAACUUCAUAAAAAGGCAUAAUCAUUUUAAUGUGUGUAGAUUGAAAGUAAUACAUAAACAUGCAAAUGAGCCUGCGUAUUAUAAUAAUAAUAAUAAUAAUAUAUAUAUAUAUAUAUAUAUAUAUAUAUAUAUAAUAUCUUUAUACAGCCAUCAGUCUUGGAGUAUGCUAGCCAUGCAUCAGGGAAUAUAUUUGCUGUUGCUUGAUGCAUGGUGCUAUGUUGGUGGAAUGACCUCUAGCCUCUGUCUGGGUUACCCUGCUCAGAAUGGGGUCUUUUAUUCAAUGCUCCCCCAGCUCAGCAUUAUUCCCAAAGCCUCUUUUCAUACCCAGACUUUCCCAUCUUCCAAAAACACAGAGAAGGAAAAAGAAGGACUCGUCCUCUGAUCUCCCAGAGAAAUGUUUUAUCAGUUUGAUGGAGAUGUUCCUAGAAUAGACCCGAAUACCCAUGCCUCUUCUCUGGCACAUUGGACAUAAAAAAAGGGUGUGAAGUGUUAUGUUAAUGUUAAAGGGCUGUUGGGGAUGGCAGGAGGAGGGUUAACGUCUCAGGGUCACUCGGAUUUUCCAAAUGAAUCCACAUUCAUGGAAAAACAUCCUCCUUUCUCUCAUCUGGCCAGGCAAAGCACUCAAACGGCAACUUUGUCAACAACCAAAUUACGAUAAGGUAGUUAUAAAAUUAAUUUUAUUUUUUGCUCUGUACAAUUGCUAUAGAUUACUAUCUGUUUUAUAAGAUUAUAAGAUUUCUUUUAACAGCGUAAUUUUGUUUGUUUAAGUUUAAAAAGUAGCAGUGUCAUGUGGCCAAAACAGUUUUUUUAGGAGGACACUUAAUAUAAUAAUAAUAAUAGUUAUCAAUGUUCAAUUAAUUAAAUUAUUCAGAUAAUAUAUAUUAUUUAUUUAUUUAUUUUUUCUUUACAUUUUGUUUUGUUUGUUUUUUUAAUUCCCAAAUUUACAUGAAAAUCUGUUUACAUUGAAUGAAUCUGAGUUUUUUUUUGUUUGUUUUUGUUUCUGUGAAUGGAGAAGUAAUCAAGAUUAUAAUGUUGAAUAAAUGAAUUGCAGUAUUAUAUGAGUAGAUUCUUUAUAUACUUAUUUACACCCAUUAUACAUUCAUUUACAAUUUUAUAGAGGUAAAUAAUCUAUUAACUGCAUGGUCAUAGAAGCUAUGUAUAGGAGCCUAUGAUAAAUUACAAAUGUGUAAAAUGAAUAAAUAUAUAUAUUUUAAAAAGCAUGCAGUCUUUUCAAAUCCUUUUAGAGGAUUUAGCUUCACACUGUCACUGAUAUGGUUAAUUUGAUUAAUUUGUAUUAUUUUAUUUUUUUAACGAAAGCUAUAUAUAUUAAAGCAGCUGUGCUUUUUAAUGAUUAUGUUUGAAACUGACUUUAAUAAUAAUAAUAAUAAUAAUAAUAAUAAUAAUGGGAUUUCUGUAGAGUGAUGAGUCCCUUUGAUAAGUGAUGAAUAGGAUGACUGGCCUGGAUGUUAGUAAAUAGGAUUAUCCCCCUCUUAUGGUUAAGUGUAUGGACAUUUAUUUCAUUGUCAUUGUCUUAGAUGUUUGUCACUUACAGUGGCUGUUCAAAAACACUUGGAGAUGACAAUAAGCUAAUUAGUUUAUUGUAAGCAGGAGGCUUCUUUGUUAAUGCAGGUAAUGAGUGAUAAGCGAUUGGUUGAGGAGGUAAUUGCUAGAAGUCUAAAAUAAUAUAAACAACAUUUUCAAACAGGUCGUGCCAGCUUUUCGGGACUUCAGUUCUCGUUAUACCUAAUGUUAACCUGCCUGUGGGUUAUGACUAGACUUCACAGGACCAGACAUUCUGUCUGUGAUAUAUUGAAGCAAAGGGGAAUAAGGAAGUUUAAUCCGUGGGUGGCAUUUGGGUAUGUGUGAGUGUAUUAAUGCACAAAGCAACACACUUGAGAGCGUGGGAGGAAGAUAUAAGGGGUGUAGCCAAUGAUAAUCAAUAAAAUAAGAAAAACGAUGGAUCUCUAGAAUUUACAUGCAGGUGGAAGAACCAGGCGCAGACUAGCCAAAUGGGCCUUGUGACCCAGCAACCAUUUUCUAAUGUAACUCAGUAUGAGGUAACUGGAGAAAAAGCUGUCUCUGAAUGCAGGUCCAGGAUAUGAUAUGAUAUUUGGUGCUUGGAUUAAACGUGAACAACUAAGGAGAUCCCCGUUCUCUGUGCACUGGGUCACAUUGGGUGCUGUACAGGUCCUAGUACCUAGAGUUAAGGAUCAAUUGAAUUGUAGAAAAUAGGGUCACCAAGGGCCCCUAAAGUUAUGUUGCUGUUUAAUAAAAAAAUAUUUUGGCCUCAUUUUGUUGUUUACAAAAAGAGUUCAGUGAAUAAACAUAUAAAAUGUACUACUUGGGGUAUAUUUUUGUCCUACGCUUUCCUGCCUAGAAUGAAAAGUUUAUUGGGGGCGGGGCAUGGGAUGUGGCAUAUGUAAACAUUCUUACAGUUUACAAUGAUUACUAAGGCACAGUUUUAUUAUAUAUUUUAAGUGUAGAAUGGAUGAAGUAGUAAUAUGUGUCCCAUAACAAACAAUGAUAAUAAGGCAAUUGUAUAAAAAGUGACGUAUCAUAACCUUUAGAUUAUAAACUCAUUGUUCACGUAUGUCCUACAUGUUUUGUUAGGAUUCAGUGUUUGUCUUCUUUACCUAUUGUACAGCUCUGCAGAAUAUGUGGGCGCUAUAUAAAUUAUUGCAAUUGUAAUGAUUACAGUACAGGAAUUUUAGUCCAUUCUAUGCACAGAAUCAUCAUCAUAUCAAGUUGUAUUGUUGUAUUUGCCGUAACAUUUUGUGCAUGCGCAUUUAUUUAAUCCUUUCCACCAGCAGAAAUGGAUUCCUGGUCUUUGAAUCGGUUUCUUUCUUUGGUUACCUAGCUGUAUGAGUAUUCCAAAUGUCAUAAAGCUAGACAACCGAACGUAUAAAUCGAUUCCUUCUUCUUCUCAAUGGUCCAACAUCAAGAACACCAGUGGAAUCUUAUCUUCAAGCAACAUAUAGAGAAUGGCAUAGAUGGUGUUAAGGACACAGACUGUCCAGACUCCAAGUCUAAAUUACCAUAGUUACAUUUAUGUUCUAUCUAUAGAGUUAUACUGAGUACAAACAGGGCAAGCACUGCUUAUAUUGAUGUGUGUAUCCAUAGUCAUCAUUGUCUUUGGUUAAACAAUGCCUUUAUAUCUAUGUCAAUGUGUCUAUUAGGGAAGUGCAUGGGCAAAAAAUUCAGUUCGGCACUUCGGCAAUUUGAGACUUCGACAAUUCGGGACUUCUGCAAUUUGGUUCGGUUUGGCACUUCUGAAAUUCGACAAUUCAGUAAUUUAGACAUUCGGAAGAAUCCAAAUGUCCAAAUUGCAGAAAUUCGUCCGAAUUCAUAUUCGUACCGAAACAAAUUGCACAUGUCUAGUGUCUAUAUCAGUGUUGUAAACACUAGAGUAUUAUGCACAGUAGGUGUCUCAAUUUAGAAGAUUUCAUAAGUGCUAUGUGCAGCUUAAUCAAUAAUACUGUUUGUAUCUCUUAAAAUUGCACUGGUCUAUUUUAGUAAUUAACAGGCAAAAAUGGACAAAUGGGACUGAUCUAAUGUUAUGUGCUAUAUUGAUAUUUUUCAUUUUGUUUUAAACAUAUCCUAAACAACAGCAGUUUUAUGUAAUGCAAAUACUACUACAAAUCUCUACUACAAAUGGGUACUACUGCUACUGCUUAAUUACAGCAAACAGAAACAUGUUACAAUUGUGUAUGAACUGCAUACAUGACUAUUUUUUGUAAUUGUAACAGAAAAUAUUAUAUAAAAUAACAGACAUAGGUUCUUUAGAACACCUAGUCUUGUAGACACUGAGUAAUCUAACAAAAGAUGGAAAUUUGUCUAUACCAUACUUUCAAAGGGGCUCAUACCAUUAUGGCCUAGUGUGAAAUCCAGCUUUUGUACCAAGUAGAACUUCAAUUUCAGUGCUGUUGUUAUCUAUGUGAUGUGUUACUAUGAGAGGAGGUAGCCCUGAACUUAACAGGUGUUAGGGGUAAGGGCAAAACCUUCAUUAUUUAAUGAGUGCCUACCAGACCAAGGCAGAUCUACAAUUACAUAAGUCAACUGAGGGAGAACCUGAAAAGAACAAUAGAGGAUAUAAAUGUAUGCAGUCAUGUAUCAGUAAUUGACACCCCCCUCUACAUGCCUGGUAUAUGGACUAUAUGGACUACGUGCUUACGAACAGAAAGGUUGCUCUCAUGUGAAUAACAUAGACUUUGAGUUCACUUGUGUUGAUGGUGAACACGUACACACAGUGUUAAUUACUAAAGUGAGAAUUUAAAGUGAAUUAAAAAUUUAAGGCCAAUAUAGCCAAAAUUGAGAAAUUCUGCAAGUCAGCUAUGCUUCCAGUUUGGAAUAAAUUUAGUUCCCAUAAAUUAUCACUUUACAGAGUUAUUUACUAAAGUGAGAAAUCAAAAUUAAUCUCAUAUUGUUCAAAACGUGCCUAUUCUCUACUUCUAGCCAAUUAAGAUGACAUAGAAAUAAAAACAACUAAAUGGUUUGAGCCAGCAUUCAAUUUUAUAACACAACAGGGAAAUAGUGACAAUGUCAGCUGUGCUCUUCCUCUAUCCCACUCACAGGCUGAAUCACGACACUGAAUUUGUUUUAGAAAUAAGGAGGAAGGUGAUUUUCAGUUGUGCAGAAUAGGUGCAUUAUGUUUGGAAACAUAUUCAUGAUGACAAAGUGGAUGCACUUUUUCCAAUGUAUCUAUUAAUUUAUUCAUUUACUGAGCCCUUCAUUCAUUUGACUCUGAAGUGAUACAACUAUAAAAUAAAAAAUAUAUAUAUAAAAAAAAAAAUGUAUAUAAAAUUUUUUUUUAUACAUUUUCACAUCUUUAUCGAGCAUAAUAAUCUGUAGUGGUUAUGGUGCCAGGAAUGCAGAGAUACUUAAUCUGACAGUCCUAUUCCCCUAAUGUAGCAAGGCCAAGUGGUGUUCUGGGCGUAUACAGAGUUCUGGUGUACUGACAAUUUAUGAUCAAAUGGCAAAAUAGCGAACUGGGAUAUUCUCUAAAUCAGCUCUGCUUCCACUAUAGCACUGCCACCUAUGGGAUCUUUGCAUAUUUUGUUGAGAACCCCGAUGGUGACAUUGCCUCUUAUGGUGCGGUGGCCCAGAGGUUCAGUAGAGGAGAGUUAUACUUGAUUGGUGGUGUCCCUCGCGGGCAGAGGCGUAACUAGAAACCACAGGGCCCCCGGUGCAAAAAGUGCCCUGGCCCCCCCCCCCAUAUGUCUAUCACCCACCCCAUACAUCCCUGCCCGCAUACAUCUAACCCCCCACCCGAUAUGUCCCCGCCCCCCAUAUAUCUACCCCCCACACGUCCCCGUCCCCUCACACAAGCAGACAAACACAUACAUACACACAAAGAACACACACAGACAAAUACAUACAAACACACAAAAACAGAGACCCAUACAUACAGACACACAUACAUACACACACACACACACACGUAGACACACACACAUACAUACAGACACACAUACACACAGAGACACAUAAAGACAGACAUGCACACGUACAUACAGACACACACAUACACAAACACACAAAGACAUACACCCAGAUAUACUGAUACAGACAUUCUCUAUCACACACACACACAAACUGUUAAAACAUUUUUCGUGAAUUACCUGGGGUCCAGUGGCUGCCUUAUGCUGAUGGGAGUCAGAGUUCCCACUCUCACUCCCUCCUCUCCUCCCGCGCGGUGCUCUGUUAGCUGGGAGAAAGUGACGGCGUCCUCCCAGCUCUGACAUCAUCACUGGGGCCUGGUCACGAUCUUAAAGUACCGAUGCGCUGACCGGGCCCCAUGAAAUCUCUUGAGUGAUGGGCCUGGUCACAGCUGCGACCCCUGCGACCGCGGUAGUACCGCCAGUGCUAGCGGGUGCUGCUAUUUUCGAUCUUUAGCUCUUGGCGCCUCAUCCGCUAGGAGCCCUCUUUAGUGCUAUACUUUUGCAUAUGUGGAAGAGUACAACACUGAUUUCUUUGGAGGUUAAAAACAAAACUACGGGGAACUUUAUCCCCGUAGCUGUCACUAAUGAUGGCUGUGGAAAGUGGAACGUAAUGGCGGAACUACGCCUUUUGUCAAUUUGCGGAUUUGCCAUAUGAAAAGUAGCCCCUAAUUUGUCUUAUGAUAUCUUUUGGAUGCAUUGGAAUUUGUAUGAAAUUUCAACCCAGUCAUAAACAUGUUAUAUUUAUGAAAUGCUCAAAAGAAAAUCUUUUCGGGCGACAAAGCCACUUUAAAAUUCACUUUGAAUUCUCACUUUGGUGAAUAACCCUGAUAGUGUAGCAUUUGUAAUUACUUGAUGUAGUAACAUAUGCUUGUCAUUUUAAUAAGUGCAAUAAUUCAAUUCAUAUGAAACUACAAAAAAUAUUUCUUAGUGAGUGCAACAUUCAUCCCUUUUCUGGGUCAUUAUAUUAGAUUCCACUCCAGUGUCAUUCUGCAUUUAAUGACCCAAUUCUAAUAAUCUGUUACUUUGGCUGAACAACAAUAACUCACUCAGUCUUAUAUAAAGCAUUGGCAUGUUAUGAGCUGUAUUCUAUCUGCUAUGGAUAUCCAUUUUCCAUAGCAAAUAGAAUUCUGUUUUUGUUUAUUUUUGAAUAUUUUUUUUAAAACUCAUCAGCUGAAAAUGUAAAAUCUCGGAGAACUAAUAAUUUUAAUAGACGUGGUGCCAAUUCUUAUUCAUUGUUUAUAAGUGUGUAAAAAAAAUUCUUAGAAAUUAUUUAUACCAUACAAUAGAAAUAAUUCACCAAGGUAAAAAAAAAUUGAUUUUUAUUGAUAACUAACAAGUCACCUUUAUCUUGAAAUAUAACAUGAUGUCACACACCUUGUCUCAGUGUUAGUUUCAGACACAGACGUUUCUGUCUUUACUGUGCUUUGGUUAGUGAGUCACAGCAGAUGAGUAAUUUCUCUAAAUAGUGAUAGAGGGUAAAUAUAUAAAUAGACCUUUUGUAAGUUUUGUCUUGCUUUUUAUAUUUUUGAAGAAAUUAUAUCAUGACUUUUUGUACACAUGAUUAUGACUAGAGAAAAAAAAUUUGUUUUUGUUUAAAUUUAAAAUUUAUAUAGAAAUUUCCUGAACACCCCAAUGUAAUGUGCUGCACAUGCAUGGUAUCUGUCUGUAAAUAAUAAUGUUUUAUUUUGUUCUCCAUAAACUUUAAAAAUAAAACCCGUUUGGGCAUUAUACACAGUACUGGUAUUUUUCAUGGUACUUUUAAUAUUUUAAGACUUUUUCUAAUGAGUGUUUUAAGAAAUUACACCAGUAUUUCUAUUUUGGCUAAUACAUUUCAAAUCAAAAUGCCUUUGAAAUCAAUAGAGUUAAGUGGAAGGACUUAUUGUAUUUAUCUUAAAAACACAUUUAAAAAAAAAUAUAUAGCUUAGUUGAUGCAAAAAGUUGAGGUUUUUGUAGAAAGUGCGAUGAUUUAGGAAUCUGAAACGACACAAAAGCAAAGAGAUGUUUUAUAUAACUUCACCAUAGCAAGCAUUUUCUCUUUUUUUGGCAAUUUCAAAUAAUUUAAUUUUAAUGUCAGCCUUCAAAUGCCAACUCUAAAUUGAGAAUCAUUAUAAUGAUGCAGUAAUGGCAGUGCAGUGCAUUGCAGUGAAUUGUUAUAUAAUGGCAUAAAGCAGAGUGCACUGCACUCUAAAACUAUCAAGAUUAUUCACUAAAGUGAGAAUUCAAAGGGAAUUCACAGUGAAUUUCACAUUUUAGGCCAAGGUAGCUGAACUGGAAGGAUAGAUGACUUGAGAAAUUUUCACAUUUAGUUAUUUUGUCUUAAAUUUGAAAUUCACUUUUAAUUCAGUUUGCCUUCUCACCUUCGUGAAUAGUCUUGAUUGUUCUUAAAUCAGGACUAUCCCGCAGAGUACAACAUACUCCUUCUAAACACUGCAGUUGUAGCAAGCACCACUAUCAGAGAGUAUCUCACUGCCUCAUUGGAUGAUUGACAUUACAGUCUGAGGCGUAACUAGAAACCAUGGGGCCCUGGUGUGAAAAUUGCCCUGGGGCCCCCCCAUGUGUGGUCCCCCCCACACACAUUCAGACACACACAUAGACACACACAUGUAAACACACACACACAUACAUACACACCUACAUACAAACACAACCACGCAUGCAAAAUGUUUAAGUCACUCUCCUGUUUCCUACCUUUUAGAUGCAGGAGGGUGACUUCCCUGGGGUCCAGUGGGGGCUCAGGAGGAAGUUUCAGGGGCAGUCACAUCCUCCCUGGGCUCUGACCUCAUCACAGGUCAUGCUGUUAAAGCACCACAGCGCUGACUGGGCCCCCCGGAUAUUCAUUGCCCCUUAACAUGUGGCCUCGGCGAAUCUACCGCACAGCCGGGGCUACAACACAUGGCGGCGGGUACCCGGUCGCAGGGGUCUGCAGGGCAGCCAUGCCCCCUGGAGUGACGGGCCAGGUCACAGCUGCGACCCCUGCGACCGCAGAAGUUCUGCCACUGAUUACAGUGCAUAGUAUUCUAAUUGCAAGUACGCUUUAACUCUAAUAACCACUUAACACUAAGCCCUCAACCCUAAUCAUCUGUAACCUUCGCAUGAUACUUUAAAUAGUGCACUUAACCAUGAAUGUCCCUCCGUGCAUAGUAAUACCGCUAUGCAGACACACAUUAAACCAUGCAGACACACACUGACCCAUGCAAACACGCUCUCACUGACCCAUGUAGACACACUCACACUGACCCACGCAGACAUAUUCACACUGACCCAUACAGACAUACACUGACCCAUGCAGACUCACACUGAUCCAUGCAGACUCACACUGAUCCAUGCAGACUCACACUGAUCCAUGCAGACAUACACUGACCCAUGCAGACAUACACUGACCCAUGCAGACACACACAGAUGGGUACAGGUGGCUGGCCCCUUGCUGGGCAGGAUGUAGUAGGAGAGGGCUGCAUUGCCUGCUCCCUUCUGUGCAAGCGCUCCUCUUUUGGUCGCCCUGUCACUCUCUUACAAUGAGGACAUAUGGGGUUUGUAACAGUGAUGUCAUAGCCCCACCUACUCUCCACCAGGAAGCAUGUAUGUAGUCUUCUUCUCGCACAUGCUGUCUACUGCACACACAGCCACAGCGGCUGGCUCUCUCAGCAUGAGAAUGGGCUGGCCGAUGAGGGAGAUCUAUGAUCUCCCCAAUGGCUGUGCCGCCCCACUCAUGUCUGCCACUCUAGGGUUGCCUUAUGGGAAAUCAGGCCCUGUCAGAAUGUGCAGCAUUUCAUAUGGAAUGCUUCACGUACAAACUCCAGGCUGAAUUGAACAUGGUGCUUGGAGUAACCCUUUAAGGCUCUCAAAACCUAUUUUAGCUGUUUCUGAUUAUUAUUAUUUAUAAUAAUAAUGUGAUUCAAAACAUUUACACCUGUCUUUGUUUUUAUUUUGUAAUCACACUGAAAUUUAGAAAUAUUUUAGGAUGAAACAUCAGAGUUUCUCCCUGUCAGAUUAUGGAAAGAGGAAAGUCCACAAAUUCUGGCAUGAAUCCUUUUCCCCCCCCCCCAGACAGAUACAGCCAAAGCAUCCCACUUAAAAUAAGUGCUGAAGAAAGUGUCAUUAGUUUUCUGGAGUUCAUUAGAAUGAAACAAAGCCUUCUGGCAAUGCGGUCUUCCACUAAUACAGAAUAUUUCUUUAAACACCAGUGACAAGUCCUUUUUUUUAGUCCCUGUGUUAUAUGCACCCAAUGUAUAAGGCUACUAUCAAGAUUAUUCACUAAAGUGAGAAUUCAAAGGGAAUUCACAGUGAAUUUCACAUUUUAGGCCAAGGUAGCUGAACUGGAAGGAUAGAUGACUUGAGAAAUUUUCCCAUUUAGUUAUUUUGUCUUAAAUUUGAAAUUCACUUUUAAUUCAGUUUGCCUUCUCACCUUCGUGAAUAGUCUUGAUUGUUCUUAAAUCAGGACUAUCCCGCAGAGUACAACAUACUCCUUCUAAACACUGCAGUUGUAGCAAGCACCACUCUCAGAGAGUAUCUCACUGCCUCAUUGGACAUUACAGUCUGAGGCGUAACUAGAAACCAUGGGGCCCUGGUGUGAAAAUUGCCCUGGGGCCCACCCAUGUGUGGUCCCCCACACACACAUUCAGACUCACACAUGUAAACACACACACACACAUACAUAAACACCUACAUACAAACACACACGCAUGCAAAAUGUUUAAGUCACUCUCCUGUUUCCUACCUUUUAGAUGCAGGAGGGUGACUUCCCUGGGGUCCAGUGGGGGCUCAGGAGGAAGUGACAGGGCUCUGACCUCAUCACAGGUCAUGCUGUUAAAGUAAAUAAAAUAAUAUAAAUAGCUUGGUUGAUGUUACAUGCAAAGCAGUGUGUGCACGUCCAUUAAAAUGCACAAUUGUGUGAAGAUGUAAAAUCCAAUCAUGAAACACCCUCCCUCCCUCCACACACAUACACUUGCUAGCACUCUCAUGCAAGCUCAAACUUUCUGCUAUCCUCUAGCCAUUUUGCAUUCCAUAACUUUUUUUUUACUUCUGCUUUUACUCUUUAGCCUUUAUGGUUCUACCCCACUCCUAAAAUGCAGGGUUAAAGAGUUGAACUUACCUGAAAUCCAGCACAGGGUGAAGCUCCUGACGCUCCUCUUCCCACCCAGUUCCAACUUCACAAGCUUCCUCACAUGGUCCAAUCAAAUGGUACUUAAAGAGAAGCAUGUGAUUAGACCAUUCUCACUGUCUCAGCACAUACAUGCGCUCGGAGCCGUAAGGGGAGGAAUGGGGGUGUUGAUGGGGAGGACUGCACUUCUAUUUAAAAAAAAAGAAAAGAAACGGGAAGCGGCAGAGAGAGCUGGGAGGAACUGCAAGGAGUGAGGAAAGAAAAGCAGGCAUAACAAACUUCCCUUUGGAAUCUGACCACAACUGUCUCCAGCACACUGUGUGCGCACAGAACAGACGUAAAAUAUUCACAGAAUUGACAUUAGACAGCCUGGAACUAAGUCACAUGUGCUGGGGGUGUAACUAUCCCCUGGCACACAAGUUUAAAAACCUCGGUAUAUGCAGAGUUUCAAGCUGAGAUGCUGCACAAACAGAGUAAACCUUUAACAUCCUGUUUAACUUGGUUUAGAGAUUGACUACCUAUUAUUAUUGAUGGGAUAUUCAUAUGCAAAAGGUAGCUAUUUUCAAAGCAAAAACUAAAAUGUCAUAAUUCUAGAAGAUGAGUUUGAGGAUUUGUAACAGCAAUGACCAAGGUUUUAAAGACCUUCAGAGUCAUUGUACCAUAGGACAAUGCCACAUAGUAUUUGUUAGGCAUUAGAUAUUUUUUCAUAUAUAUGCCGGGAGGUUAUAUUAGAUAUACAAAAAAAAUAAAAUAAGCCACAACAUUUAAAGCCUCGGGCUGAUGGUUAUGCAGUACAAUGGUAACCACUUGUGGCCUGCAGCCCUGCAGUUAGGCCACCCUGCCUUAAACAGUGACAGUUUUAAUGUGAAGAUUCCAGGAUGACUUGGUUUUACUGAGCAUGUCAAUUGGUGGCCCAGAAUUUCAGUCUCCAUUGAACAGAUUACUUCUGACAAGGGUCAAUGCACUCACUGCUUAUUGCUCAAAACUACAAUGAAAGAAGAGCGUAUGGCUGAGACAUAAACACUGCCUGGAUAAAAGGCAAAAAGUCAUAUAAAGGAUAGCACAAAAUCUAACUAUGAUAAAUAAACAGUACAUAAAAUAAAAAAAUAAAAAAAUAGAAAUGUGAAGACUCAGAAUAUAUGGCUUCAGGAAAUAUAGGCAGCAAGUCAACAAACACAUGGCUUUUGGCAAGAGCUGAGAAAACUAUUGAAAAACUAAAAUACCUAGAUACAUGCAAGCCAGUAUUGAACAAAGUGACAGUUUUGUCAAUAAAUUCACACCUUAGUCAUAAUCGGUAACAAUCAGAUAGAUUUGUGUUAUACAAUAAGUGAUAGUCCUGAGGUUUUAGAAAUAUACAAUUUAUAUUAAAAAAAGGCUGAAAUAAUCAGUUAUCAGUAUUGGACCACUUUAGAAUCAUCAUACUGCAUUCUAUUACAAAGCAAAGUAAAUAUCAUGUUGGGUGUGAGUUUUUCUAGAACAUUUAGAAAGAGCAGAUUUGGGUAAUAAAAAUGGGUUUUGUAUUCUGUCACUUUUUCAGUUAUUUACUUUAAGCUGUUGGAUAUUGACUGAUCGCCGCAAAGCCAUAUCUAUCAUAUCUGUGGUAAAUGUCUCCUUUUAAACAACUUCACACUAGGCUUAAAAAUAAUAAUAUUGAGGGCAGGGCCUGGGCAUCAUGGCGGCUGGCUGCACAUCGAGUGAGCUCCUGACCUCACUCUCCAAAUUAGCCUGAAAAACCGACAGCCAGCUCACAAAAAUCGCACUACUCAGCUACAUAAUACUUACUGAAUCCCUGGGGGAAGCUCUUGACGAUCGGAGCAACUCACCUGCUGAUAUUCCCCAUGGAGACCCCGCUGCGGCCUACCGUCGCUGACGGAUUGGUGGAACGGUUGAUCACUGUAUCUAAGCGGCGCAGCUACAAGUGAGAUCUGCCACAUACCCCGUUCUUCCCCCCUCUGGACCGCCGGGGUAUAUCCUAGUCCUCACUGAGGCAAGCAUACGCCUGAGCAGCGACCCGCUCGCAGAAACCAGGCCCAUGAGGCGAAUCCAAAAUGGCCACCAGACAGGAGACACCACAACCGCGAACAAGCCAGGGAGCGCCGGAGUGGCUGGACUCCUUCAAUGACAUGUUUGAGGCUAUAUGUCAGACAUUCUGGUGCCAACUUGCCAACCAACCUCGGGUGAUAUCACCCCCUGCCGUCCCAAGGCUCCACAAGAACACCCUUGUAGCCAGUCUCUCACCACAGGCUUCUCUGGACCUGCCUGCACCUCCUGCAGUACAGCUGGAUGGUACUGCUGGACUCUAUGCCCGUUCUUCUUCCAAGCUGUGGGCCCAAUUGGAGGUAACCCCCCCACCACUGUCCAUAUACCCAGGGAUCUGUUCGGAACCCGGAAGACCCAUGGGCCCAUGAUCCUGAUGAAGGGAUCAAUGGACUUAGGAAAGGUCUCCCGCUAAAGCCUUGGGCCGAAAACUCAAGGUACGGAGACCUCGCAGACCCCCACCCUGGCAGCAGGUGACAGUACCAGUACACACAGACCUGGAAACUGGAAAGGUGAAACGAGAGCAUAUGUGCCUGAUCAACCAUGGCAUGGACUGUCUAACUAUCUGACGGGAAGACCACACAAGGGAGUCGGCUGAAAGCCAGGCAUGUCCAGGGGGACUCUAACAAGCAGAACCUCAGCGACACCUGCAAAUACCGACUGCUAAACAUACCUGUAUUUAUGUUUUCUUUAGGCCUGUUGACUUUUAUUUUAUUUAGAUAACACCAUGACACCACCAAGUCACCCCCCCCAGUGGAGCUACUUACUGCUGUCAACAACCCGUAACUACUAGCCCAGAGCUAGACUGGCAAUCUCUCAGUGGUUCCAACCUAUCCUCAAUAUGACACGCUACUAACCUUACUAGCUCAAUAGGAUAACCAUGCACAGAGAACGUUUAACAAGUAGUGCGAACCGGUCAUUUGUUCCUUUUUAAGUUCAGACAUGUAUAUCUAUUUUAUCUUGCUUUCGUUCCACUUGGCUAUGUCAGCUAAAUCAACAAACGCCAACUACACCUUGGUAGUAACUCUUGCAAAAUUAGAAUAACCUGUUUAUCCUAUGUUAAGCUCCUUUUAAAUAUCUAGACAGAUAUACCCUGGCGUAAGCAUUAUUAAUCUGUAAUUAUUUCAUGAAUACCUAGCCCGAUAUACCAUGUCUUUAGCAUGUUAACUCUAUAACAAACGCAUAACUAUCCUGAUAUAUCUUGUUAUUUAUUUUUAUAAAAAUAUGGCAGCCUAGCUUAGGAGUUUACGCUGUUGUAUGUUGACAUAUCUAUUUUUAUGUUUACCUGCUUUAACUCCUUUAUCUAUUCUGUAAACUGUGAAUCAAAUGCCAUAAAAAGAAGCAUGACAAAAAAAUAAAAAAAAUAAUAAUAUUCUAGGGGCUACUUUAGAAAUGUCUGUUUGUGUGUAUGUGUGUUUGCAGAAAGCUAUUUUAGAGUUUAGCGAUAUAUAGAUGAUAUUUAUUUCAGUGGUAGAAGAAAUUGUUUUAAUAAAUGUGUGGUUGAAGAGAAGCCACUGUUAUAAAUGUUGUACUACAGGGCAUGGGGAAAUAAUUUAAGUACAUUUUUGUGUGUCUUAUUGUUAGGGGUUUGGUCACCACGAGUCUAAAGCUUCCCAGGUGGAUAAGAAUGAAUGACCUGAGUGUAAUCUUUGAAAGGGCAAACAUUCAACAAGAAGUGAAGAAGUAAAAUGAGAAAUUGAGACUAGUUCAGAAAUGUCGGACAUUUAUGUACCUUUAAACAAAGAAGAAAAAAAGACAUUUGUAGAUAGGACAGUCACAGAGAAAUUAUUCAAAAGGAUAAUCAUGAGAAAUAGUAAAUAAAUAAAUAUUAGAAGAAUAAUUAUAAAAAAAAAUGUAAAAAAAAUUGUUUGCAAAUGGUUUAUAAUGAGAGAAAUAAAGUGAUGAUUGGAAAUGUUAAUUAAUGCAGAGGAAACAUCAGGUAGAUAGAAAGUAUACAAAAAAAGAUCAGUGACAACAAAAGUGGAAAAGACAGACAGCCGUGUACAGGCGCAAUUAAAAAAAGAUUGAAAAAGACUGGAGACAAACUUCACAAGAGGUAUAGGCCUAUUAUACAGACAGACAAUUUAAAGUGCUGUGUAAAAUUGAAGAAGAAGGGAGAUGGCACAGAGAGGGCAGAAUGAUAGGUGGGGAUGUAGAGAGAAAGAGGAAUAUAAAUACAGUGGACAGCGGAAAGGGAAAUUAGAUAAAGAUAGAGCAAGAGGUAGAUGAAGAUUUGUGCCGCUGGCUUGUGUGGGAUUGAAUUCCCUUGUGGAUGUAUCUUGUCCCUUCACUUUCUCUCACCAGAAGGGGUGUCACAGGGACACUGAAGAAGAAGGGGGUGUUAACUAUAUGCAGUAUGCGCUGAUGCAGAAAGGAUCUCAGGGUGGGAAUAGCCAUCUCCCCCCUAAUUCCUCCUGACAGUUACUGGCUGGCGGCCUACUGCCUAACCUUAUCUGCAGAGCAGAGCAUUAAAAGGUGUGUAAUCCCCCUGCUUUUGUCAAAAAAUAUAUAUCACAGCAGCGGGGAAAGGUCAGAGGGAAAUCAGGGAGCAGGAGGAAGACAUAGUCUAGCAGGCAGAUCUACUAAAACUGUGCCUGGAAUACAAAAUAUUCUGGACAAUGUCAGAUAUAUACAUGUAUUCUUAUAGAAUGCUUGUCUUUCUCUUCCGGAGAGCGCUAUACACCAGGCAUAAAGUCCAGCCAUUAUACUCAUGUUAAGGGUUACAAUGUCACCACUAGGUCAUGCCUAUCUGUGACUGAAGUUCAGGUUGCCAUAUUUCAUGCCAUUCUUUUGGCUUACAGUAUCCUGGACUACAAAGAAAGAAUUUUCCUUUUUCUGAUUUACUGAUUGCUUUUUUUUUGUAGUAUGUAUUUCAAACAUAUUAAUUAGAUAGAGCUACAUUUUUAAGGACAAUGCACAACCCACAUUUUUGACAAUGUAUACAUUGAUAUAUCGCAAUAGAUUUGUUUUACAGCACUUUGUUUACAUGUCUGCAUGUACAAAUUGCAUAGAAAUCACAAUCAAUUGCUGUCAUGUCUUGCAUAAAAUGAACUUUGAUAACUGUAUAUUAAUAGCCAUACUUUGUUUAAUGAGGUUGGACAUUUUAAGAUUGCUAUCAGUAUACUGUACAUGCAUGUCUUUACAUAGAACAGUGUACUUAGCAUGUUAUAGGAUUCCAUUAAGAUGGGAGAUAGAGUAUUUAUGCUGAUUUAACGGAGGUUUAAAUUACACAUUACACGGAAUAUGUUUAGAUUAAAAACAGGUAAGGAAGCUUAUGUUCUAAGAUCUCACUAUCUAAUUAUAGUUAUAGUGAUUAGUGAUGCUGCUAUAAUGAGAUUGUGCACCAAUACAGUAAUUAUUACAAAUGGUUUUUCAUACUUGGGUUAGGUAACAAUAAACACUAUUUUAUGUAAUGUUUUUCUGUUUAAGGACAAUUGUCAGCUAAAAACUAUUUUUAAUAUCCUAAUCCUGUCAUCAGGUUUUAAAAGGAAAUCGAUUUAAAAACAAAAUAAAAGAUGUAUAUGUGAAAAAUGAGAAACUCAUCCCUACCUUUAAUAUACAACAAAAUCCUUCAGCCACAUACAUACACCUUGGGUCAGACAUUGUUUAAAAAGUGAGAGUUAGUCUCUAUGGUCUUUCCUGCUUCGCUCCAUGCACACAAGCAGGAAAUACCAUAGAGACUAACUGCUGGUUUUCAAAUGCUGUCUGACACAAGGUGUAUGUAUAUGGCUGAAAUAUUCUGUUGUAUAUUAAAGGUAGGGAUGAGUUUCUCAUUUUUUUUUUUUUUAUCGAUUUCCUUUCAAAACGUGAUGACAGGAUUAGGAUAUUAAAAAUAGUUUUUAGCUGACAAUUGUCUUUAAACAGAAAAACAUCACAUAAAAUAGUGUCUAUUGUUACCCAAGUAUAAAAAAUAUUUGUAACAAUUACUGUAUUGGUGCACAAUGUCAUUAUAGCAGCAUCACUAAUCACUAUAACUAUAAUUCAAUUGUGAGCUCUUAGAACAUAAGCUUCCUUACAUAUACAAAAGGUAAGGAUGAGUUUCUUAUUUGUUUUCAUAUAAUUCAUUAAAAUAAAAUCUAUUUCCUUUCCAAAGUGAUGACAAAAUUAUGAUAUUAGAAUAGUUUUGAGUUGACAGUUGUCCUCUAAUAUAUAAUUAUUAUAUAAUAUUCUGAAAGACAUACAUGCUCUAUACUGUAAUUAGUCAUCUGACAACAAUAGAGUAACCAUAUACUGAAAAAGACCGAGCCACCUUUUCUCAUGCUUGUCAUUUUCCAGAGCCGUCACCAGAGACGGCAAUUGGGAAAAAAGCUCUUUCUACGGUCCCACGGUCUUGCGAGAUCUUCCUUAGACCUCGAUGCUGUUCUUUAGCGCAUGCACAAGAGUACAACGCUUACAUCGGCUCCUUGCAGCCGAAGCGUCAGUAGCUGAAGAGGAUUGGAUGGAUGAUGAUGGCGGAGCCCACAAGGGACAUGUUCAGGUAACAAAAUCUCACCUUUCCUGCCCCUUGUGACCAGUGGACCCCCAACAGUGAAGUCACCAAUGGCGGCCUGUGCAAAUUAUGUAUACGCCUCAGACUGUGACAGAGCCACUUUAAAUUAUGUUGGGACUGUAUUGAUAAUGUUGCAAAAAAUUUACAAAGUCAUGAUAGAUGAAUAUAAACUGAUAAUGGUAUUUUCUAUAUACUAAUAGUGGUGCAUUACAAUCAUUACAUUGAUAAUUAAGUUCUAUAUAUUGAUUAUAGUUCAGUAUGUUUAUAGAAGGUAAAUAUACAGAAAAUAAGAGGUCAGAUUGUGAUUUAGAAAAAUGCUGGGCAUUUAUCAACAAGUAUCAACAUAUCUAUAGAGGUGAAAGGUAAUGCCAGUUUUUGUCCUAGAAAUAUCACAGUAUAGAAACAUUCCUGGCACAGUUUACCUUGAAGAUAAUGGAAUGGAUUUUGUACAAUAUAGGUAAUAUAUAAAAAAAAAUUAAAAAUGAGGGAGUUAGCAGGGACAUAUAAUAUCCAUGGAGCAUAAAAAAAAUAUCUGGGCAAAAGAUGUUCAUUGGAGCUAAAAUAUUAACUUUUUAAUCUUCUUUUUAAAAGUGUCAAAGCUACAUUAGACUAGCAUAUAGAAUGACAAUAUCUCACUUUUCAGUGAGUCACUUAUGUUAAACAUAUUCAGUUCCUGUGAUGUUACCAUAGUAAACAUGAAAUCCAGUCUACCACAACGUUUACAUGAACAUGACUAUUUGAUAAAUCUUAAGGACGUUAAAUAUUUUGUGAUGUUGCAGAUCCAAGCUCUCUGACUCAUACAUGGAUUAAAACCAAAAAUGGACUACAUGUUAAUUAGUAACACCAAUAACUGUGAUCUAUCAUAUCCAUUUCAUAGAGCGUUUAAAAAAAUUCUAAAUGAUAAAUCAUUACACCAUUUUAAAAGCAUCCUCAGAUACAUUUUACUUAAAGAAUUAUUCUCAAGGAAGCAAAAUCUAUGUUAACAAGAGAGUGCAAAAAAAAAAAAAAAAAAAAAUCCCUAACAGCGAAAGCUGCAGGGAUCCUCUAAGAUACCAGGAGCACUGUGGGAUCUUGAAUACAACCGGCACUGAGUAAUGAGGUGUGUUUUUAAGGAUUUUUCAAAGGGGGUUUGUAGAAUGAAUGGGAAGAGGUAGGGAGGGGAGACGGUUAACUCUCCACUCGUCAACCUCAAUGGGACGCCCUGAACAGCUGUGAAAAGGGUCUCAGAGUUUUUCUCACGCCCAAACGACAUCUCACCCCGCUGAGGUCAGCCUCGCUCACAUCACUAAUAUAUACACAGUCUGUGUCCCAUAUCAAUGCAGGCCGCAGCUUCGUUUUAUGCAUAUAUGUUGAAAGACAAGUGACACUAAUUUCUAGUCAACCACAAUUCUUUUGUGUGAAAUAUCUAACACAAAAGACGACUUCUUUGGGAUUUGUGUUUAGACCACUUUUAACUUAUAUGGGAAGAUUGAUAUUUUGCCAAGGCAGCCAUUCAUACAUAUAUAUAUAUAUAUAUAUAUAUAUAUAUAUAUACACACACACAUACACACACACACACACACACACACGUAUUUAUACAGAAAUAUCUACUGAUUAUUCUAGCACUUUUUUUUUAAAAUACAGUUUUUAUGUAUGCAACAUUGAGUUAGUAACCAUUCACACCACCAGUUUAGUAAGUUAUACAUUUUAAUGACAUAAUGACUAAUAGACAUUAGUGAAAUUUUCCAGACCGUUAUAUAUGUUCCUAUACAGGAAAAUAAACUGUGCAUUCAAAUGUGCAAGAAAUGUGGUUUUGUUCAGCAGUUUUAGCACGUAAAAACCUGUUUAUAAAUAGUCAUGUGGUGGACAUUUACCACCCACACUCUAUCACCUCGUUUUUGUGUGACCUGUCUUUGUCUAUAAGUCUACUCUCUGCCCUCACACCCCCUGUCUUCCUGGUAAAUGUGACCCUCACCAUUUCUGCCAACAAAUUCUUUCUAUCUCUCUCUAUUUCUCGCCAAUCCCACACCUUUUCUGCUUGUUAUAUAUAUCAUCAAUACAAUUGUGUAUCCAUAUAUAAAAACAUGAUUGCAUGAAUAUUAUUUUAUUCAUAUUUUGGAUCCCUCAUCUAUCCACUCAUACUCUACUUAGCUAUAGAGGAACAAGUGGCCUUAUUUAAACAACCUUAUGUAUCAUAUUGUACCCUAUGUUAAAAAAUUUAGAUAAAUAUUGCACUUCCCAUACUUCCCCUCUACUGUAAAAUAACAGACAGAGACAUUAAAUGUAUCAUGACAAUUCCCUGGACAUUGUCCUAGGCUGCAAAAAACUAUUUCAGUAUGUAGUGUAGAAGUCUCAACCUCACAAACAAUCAUAAACAACUCAUUUAAUCCAGACACGCACUCAAACCACACAAGCGAACACUAGCCAACACUCAACACACAGGCCCUGGUCGAACCAGAGACAUGGCACUACUAUCCAAAUCUCACGGAGAGGCUCUUACUUGGAUCCUGUCAUUAGACAAGUGUAUCUGUGUGUAUGUGUUUGUGCAUAUCUGCUUCUGUGAGGAAGUGUAAGUAUAUACACGUAUGUAUGUCAGUGUAUGAGGAUCCGUGUGUAAAUAAAUAUGUAUGAGUGCAAUCAUGUGUGAUCCAUAUAUUCACCUAUCAGUAAUGACAGACAAAUCUGCAUUCAUAUACACAUCUCACUGGCCCCUUCCAAUUGCCAUGAUUUUGCCAAUAAAAAGUGAAAGGUUGUACGUAAAUAGAUUACCUACACAUUAUUUCAUUAUAAUACUACGGUACAUUCCACAGAAUUGUAAUGCCAAUAUGGUAAUUUGUCUGUGAAUGAAGUUAAUUGACUUUGUUAGUGAACUACCAGCAGAUCUCACUGUAACAGCUAUUCUUUCAGUACCUUAAUUAUACUUACCCAAACACUUCUCUCAAAUUAUUAUGCUGUCCAUCCCUUUGUAUUGUCCUUGCAACCUGCAGAGGGCUCUCCUAUAAACUUCAAAUACUAUUGUCUUUCCUCUUGUUUAAAAAAAAAGGAAAGUUUGUCAUUAACAUAUGAAAGGGGAAAGGAUUUGAUUGUAGGGCUCAAUUUCUUAAAGUUUAAAUAAACAAUGUAUUCUUCCCUUCUUCUUCCUGUCUUCUUGACAUUCUUGGUUUCUUUUUUCUUUUUUUUUCUUUCGCUGCUACUUUUUUCUUUUUUUUGUUGUUCAUGUGGCUGGCAUUACCUUGAUUGUUGGCAGUAAUGUGCCAAUUCAUCCCCAGAUUAAUCUUGUAACUGAGAAAAUUUGCUCGAAAGGGGUUAGCUCUGUGGUGUACGUUUUCACUUUUUCUUUUAUUUUCUGUCUUGUGCUACUGUUUGUAUUGUAAAGCUAAGUAAAUCUAAAUUACCCCAUUUAAAAAAAAAAUACAAAAGACAAAAAAAAAAAAGAAUUAAAAAAACAAAACAAAUAUAUAUAUAUAUAUAUAUAUAUAUAUACAAUAUAAAAAAAGGGAUCCAAUAGCACACAUAAUAACACAAGAAAGGUAUAAACUAAAUGAGAAAAAAUGAGAUCUAAUUUUACAUUAUCAGGUCUGACAAUGACCUAACACCCAGUAAAGUCCUCAUCUCUCAUUAUACUUUAGCAUUUAUAGUUAUUAUCAAAAGGGGGUAAAUAGUACAAGGUCCUUUAAACUUUCUGCUUUAUUUAAAUAGGGAACAUAAGUAUUCCAUGUUCAUGUUACAUCCAUUGGUCCCAUAGUCUAUUAGUAACAGUUAGAAGCUGUGCGUCCAACCAAAUGUCUCCCUGAUCUGCAUUUUGUGCAUAGAGAACAGGUAUCCAUUUCAUACCCAGAUCCGACGUAUUGCUUCCAUUUAUUUUCUAAUACAAAUAUUGACAGGCAUGAUGUACAUUUGCUUAUGACCAAUCCUGAAGCAAUAAAGCCUUUAAAAUCCUAAACUAGGCUUAGUUUCCCUGUGUUAUUUCAUAUUGUGUCACGUGUUACAUUAUUAUAGUGAAAACACUUAGUAAAGCUCUAUAAGGUCACAGAGUAACAAAGGCACAUAUUAUGGUAAAAACAAAUUAUGAAACAAAGUUUAAAAAAAAUAAAAAAUCAGACAAACCAAAAAUAAUUUGGCUGAAUAGUAAUACUUUUUGCCAUUAUAAAGAGUGGCACCAAUCUUAUUAUAACGUAUCUUUCCUCAACUAUCAAUACAUCCCUAAUGUAUAUACUGUAUAAUUGCCUUACAUAUCAAAUUUGCGUUAUGUUUCUUUAUGAUGAUGCGGAGUGUUACUUUAUAGAGAAUAUAUAUUUGUGCAGGCAUCUCUUGCGUUCUACAUAUCUAUCAAGGUUGCAUCCAGUCCAGAUAAAGGCAAAGUUAUCUUUUGCCAUGAUUCUAGUGCCUGCACUGUAACUACAAAGCUGUACAUUAGAAAAUGAGAGGCAUUGCCUCCCAAUAAAUUUCAGGUCACAGGCUAUGAGAGGAAUUUAGUAAUUUGCAAGUCCUAUGCUACAAGAGUGUGUGACAGGCAUGUCUCCCUCCUUCUUGUCCAACAGUCAGGCAACCCUGCAUCUCUCCCUUCUGCCAGUUACACAAACAUGAGUCUCAUUCUCUGUUUAGAGGAGGGCGCACAAUACUUAUCUAUUAUAUAAUGAGGCGAGAGAAAAGAUUGGGACGGAGCCAUUUUGUCCACCCAACACACACAGGACCCUCUUAUUGUGUCUGCUCAAUCCAGCUAUGAAUGGCAUUAUUGUGUCUGAGAUCCUAUUCAUACCUCUCUAUACUCACCCCAUCCCCCUUCUCUCUUCCCUCCGUUGCCUCUCCUAACCCCCCCUCACCCUCUCUAGGCUCCUGGCGGCUCAGCCGGCGUGCGUGGAUAAAUUAAUAUGAAUUUGAAAAGGGUCUUGUUUUCCAAUGACAUGUCCUCUCCACUUUCUCACGAUGAGGGCUGUUGGGGGUGGAAAUGGCAGUGGAGGAGGAGAUGUGGGGAGCUAGGUCUGAUUCAACGUCAUCUGUUGUGGAUAAUUCCUAUUCCUGGCCUUGUUUGGUGUAUUUAUCAUCAAGAUUAAGUCAAGGACCUAUUCUGGUGAAUAGAACAGUAAAUACAUUCCGUAUUCUGAAAAUGAUUUAAGAAAGCAUUUGAGGCAUGUAAUUCUACUAUGAAACAUUAUAAACACAGCAAAUGAGAAAGGACCAAAGAGGUUUAAAGAGCAGUAGUUAUUAUACAGAAAGUAUGCAUGAAGCUAUAAGAGGAGUUAUAGGGAGGGGAGGUUAUGUUUGUACUACAGGGAGAGGUGUAUGGCGCAGUAGGAGGAGUUAUACAGACGGUUUAAAAUGUGCUAAAAGCAGAAGAAUUAGAAAAUGGUAUAGCAAUAACCCACACAUUUUAAAUAGCAAAAUACGCGUGCUGAGGCCAGUUACCUCUGCGGCACUUAUUAAUGGCUGGCUGUAUGAAAAGUAGACCUUCAGACUGAAUAUGACUGCCACACAACUGGCCAUAUUGUUGAAAUAAUGAGAGAUAGAAAGCUUGGUAGUUAUGGAGGGGAGCCGUAUAAAAUGAAAAAGAUAAGGUUUGAGCCUGCAAGCAUAUGAGAGAAAAAGAAGGUUUAUGUAAAGAGAAUGGGAAAAGUAAAACAAAAAAAUCUGGACCAAAAAAAAGAAUUAAGGGCAGUAUACAAUGAAAAUGGAAAAUAGAAAGAGGAACGCUAAAUAGAAUACAAAGAAACACAUAUUAAAAUGCAUUUAUAUUGUUUCUAUAACAUAGAAUGCACUAAUUCACCAAUUGUAUUGUGUAAUUGGAAAGACAGCUAGUGUGCACUUAACCAUUGUGAGAUGUAACACAUUACUCAAACUGUUCUCUUACUGUAAUACUGAAAAUUACAAAUCUCGGGUAACACAUAGCUACACAAUCAAAUGUUUUCCGAUACCCAGAUUGUGCAUGUGCUAUUGUGUCCUAGGAAUGUGUAUGCUGUAUAUAGGUUUAAUUAGAAGACACUGUUUGUUUUACUCAGCUAAUACCCACCAUCAUCGAAUGUAUAAAAAUUAUGUUAACAAGCAAUAAUUUGUCCUCUUUAUUUAUAGGCUUGAUGUGCAAAUAUAGGAUGUUUCAUCACAGAAUCUCCGUGGGAUACAUUAACAUCGCUGCCAACAAUAUAACUACAGAUGAGCUUUAUUGAAUGUCAUCCUACCUGUCAAAUAGCCAUCCAAGAUUAAAACAAAAGGAUGUGAAGAGCUAGUGAAAUAAAUCAGAAUGAACAUACAUGGUACCGCAACAAUUUCAGUAAGUAAAGUUGGCAAGGCAAGAUCAGAGGAAAAUGAAAGUAAAUGCGUGACUUUGUUAAACAUGGCAAAAACACUCUUGGACAAACUGAUGAAUUAAGCUUGAGUGUUAGGCGUCUCAUAACACGAGUAGCCACAUCUGACUAUAUAUUAACAAAGGAAGCAGUAUUGUAGUAGUCAUUGUCAAGUUGGCUUUUCACAGGAGGUAAGAGCAAACUAACGAGGGUGGGAAUUUCUACAAGGCCAGUACACAUAAAUUAAAAUUGAGAAAAAUGAUCUAUACAUUGCGCUAAUAGAGACGAUGUAUCAAAUUUUGGUCACUUUCUAACCUGUCAGUCAGUUGUCAGCACAGAGUUGCCAUAAACCUUUAUGCUGACAAGUGAGUGACAGAGGAGACCAGGAGAACCAUCCUACAGACAGUUCUCCUGCUCUUUGUCAAAUAUAUUACCCUCUGUAAGAACAUCCCACGUGAUGUAAUUCUACUCUGGUUCUGAUGUGCUGGCAGUGGAGCCAGCAUGUUGCCGUUGUUAGUGAGAAUUGUCCUGCUUGGGGAAAGGUCCCCAAGUAUAUCCAACCAUAUCAUGAGAAGUACAAGAUGUAGGCAUUACUAUAACGUCCAUGAUGCUGAUGAGACGGCUGCCCUGUUGCCACUGGGUAGAAGGUAAGUAUGACAUCUAGAAAGACAUUUAAAUAUAUUUUAUCACUGUAUAAACAAUAUAUAAUUAAUGCAUAUGAAGAAUACAUUAGUUAAAGUGAACCUGUCAUGGCAAGAGGUUUGCACAUUUGCAGCAAACGUGAAAACGAGAGAUCAGUAAAUUCUCAUUUUAUAUUCUAUAAGGGAGUUGACUCUAGCCAGGAGUACCCCUUUCACCCUCUUAGCUGCAGUAAGACAAUGUUGUAUUAAGAAGGUUAACUUAACCAUAGUAAUGUGCUCUUUUAAUGAGCAGCAUUGUAGCGCUUGCAUUACCUGUAUGUAAAACCUUUAUUUCCAUGGCAACAUCUUCAUUCAUGAAACAAUACUGUAUCAACUUGAGCUGCCUGAGGGUGACAAUGAAUGAUAAACAGAAUAUAUUUUAUAUUCUUGUUCACAAUUUUCUGCUAUGUAAAUGCAUACUGUUGCCCACUAUUUAAAAAAGAAAAAAAAAAGUCUUGAAUUUUUAUGUGGCUGAUGCUGAAAUAAUGCUAAAUCUUGAAAAGCCAGCAUUGUGGGUAUAGUCACAAAAAACAAACUGGCAUAAAUACACUGGGCGUUUGAUUGACUGACUGGUGUUGAGUUGCCGUGAUAACACUUCUUCUUGAGCACAUUACUUACCAGAUGAGGUAGAUACGGGUACACUUUACAAUAUUUCAACUCUUAAACUAGAUAUGUAAUCUGUAAUCACCAUUUUCACCACGUGUUAUAGUCAUAUAAUGGUUUUCAAAGAUGAAAGGCUUGUUUUAAUUUAUACAAAAGAAAAACAAUAACACAGCAUGCUUCAAAUAGUUUUGCAAAAGUGCUACUGUAGGACUAUAAAGAAUUCCUUUGCAGGUGUAAUUGUAAGAUGCUUCCCAGCUUGACUGUUGUCUCAGUUUUCCCCGUGACAUCCAGACAGCUAGGUGUGGUCACUCCACAGGUGCCUUACAGGGGAAUUGAAUUCUGUAUCCUAAGCCAUCUUUUCUGCCUCUGAGCCACUUCAGAACUUAUGGUUCUAGCGCUGUUUACCAGGUAUUGUCUGCAGCACUGGGGGCUGGACUUCACCUGUGGUGCUGUCUGUCACUCUAAGUCCACCUGAGGCAGAGUACUUGUUAUCCACGUAUAUAACACUGCCUCUCCCUGAGGGCAGUAUCAGUUUGUUGUUUCCUGUUGCCUAAGACUGACUUAUAUUGUAACCCCUGCUUGUGGAAAUAUUCGUUAUUGCCUGUCUGCUGCCUGCCCUGAUCUUUGGAACCAUGCCUGACUACUCUGCUGGAUUUGCCCUCGUCUGUUUCCUCGUACCCAAUUAUUGUUCCUGUCUAAGCCCCCGUGCACAGAUUUACAGCCCAGGUAGCCUCUUACCUGGUUACCAUGGGUUGUGUUUAUCUGCAAGGGUGAGCAUACAUGUCUGCACUUUGGACUCCAACCAAGGUAAGAUUGUGACAUAAACUGACCCUCAUGGAGUCUGCAGAGAUGUGGAAGCUGCUUACCCAGCCUGGCCCAGACUGUUUCGGAGCUGCAGCGAGAAGUUCAAUUUCUUAAAGGCACAGUACGUCCAGAAGUUGCAGACUAAGAGUCCUAUCCUUGACAGUUGGGGGUCCUUCAUGACUGCUAUGGACUCGCAGUGCAAAACCUCUAGUAAAACUACUGCGCCAAGGCCUGCUCCACGUUCCAGAGGAUCACAGAGACCGGGAGAUCCAGUACCAACACCACACCUCCUUGUUGCCUCCUUAUGAUCCGGUUCAUAGGAAGACUCCAGAGGUAUCCAAUGUUCCUUUUUUGACUCAGAGGAACCUAUGGAAAUAGGACUCGUCCAGAUCAAAGUGACGCAUGAAGAAAGAGACGGGAGGAGAAGCCAUGGUCUCUGUUUUUACUGUGGAGAAAGGAGACACUUCAUCUCUCAUUGCCCUGUUCGCCCACCAAGGCCUCCAGCUCUCUGACUGGCUACUACCUUUCUUCAUCCUAUAAGCUCGGCAUACCAGCUUGUAAGACUUCAAAGAUGCUGUCAUGCCUUUUUGCUUGGCCUCCCUGUAAGAAUAUACACCUCCUGCUCCAGAGACGUCUGCACCUUCUCCUGAAGACACUCCAGUUAAAGCCAGUGCCAUCACUACUUCCUGUCUUUUCAAAGAAGGCCUACCUUCGGCUUGUACCUAUGCCUUAAAUGGUACUAAAGUCUGCAAAAAGGAUUUGAAAAUGUUCGAGAAGGCAUUGCAAGCCAUGAACUCCACUCCUGUUUAUGUACCAAAGGCAAAAAUUUCAAAGUAUGUGCCUUCUGGAAUUGAAGUACUCACCACCUGCGCCCAGAUCAUCAAAGACCUUGACCACUCUCCAGUGGUACCAGAAGCUGGUACUAUGGAGCCCCAUGCUCUCUGAGAACUCUGAUAUCAAGAAAUAUUCUUCUACGGAUAGCGAAUCCAACAGUGAGGAGGAGUACUACAUCUACAAAGAACCUGUUCACGCCUGGAGGGUGUUCUUGAAGGGGGGGAUACUGUCACAGUUCUCUCCGUGCCAUCCAGACGGCUAGGUGCCUUACAGGGGGAAUUGAACCUGGGUCCUUCUGUAUCCGAAGCCAUCUUUCCUGCCUCUGAGCCACUUCAGAACUUAUGGUUCUCGCCCUGUUUACCUGGCAUUGUCUGCAGCACUGUGGGCUGGACUUCACCUGUGGCUGCUGUCUGUCACUCUAAGUCCACCUGUGGCAGAUUACUCAUUAUUCAUGUAUAUAACUUCCACUCCCUGAGUGCAGAGUCAGUUCAUUGUUUCCUGUUGCCUAAGACUGACUUGUGACAAUAUUCGUUAUUGCCUGUUUGCUGCCUGCCCUGACCUUUGGAACCGUGCCUGACUACUCUUCUAGGUUUGCCCUUGUCUGUUUCCUCGUACCCGGUUAUUGUUCCUGACUAAGCCCCCGUGCACAGAUUCACAGCCCAGGUAGCUUCUUACCUGGUUACCAUGGGUUGUGUUUAUCUGCAAGGGUGAGCAUACAUCUCUGCACUUCGGACUACAACCAAGGUAAGAUCGUGACAACUGUCACUUAAUAAUUUGUUUGUAGGUGUUUAAUAUUCACUGACUGCAAGUCCCGCUGACCUACUAUUGCCCACCCUUGACUACAAACUUCACUACCGUCCUCCUACUGCUGAUGCUCUGAUAGUUACUGACAUAAUCAGAUGUAUAGGGGUUUAUGGGAUGGAAAUGUGAAACAGACAGCUUAAAGAUACAGAGUGGACGGGGUAAAUUGGGUUCAAUUCAUUGUGGGCCAACUGUAUAACACAUAUAUUUGAAAGAAGACUUUAUAGACUGGUAAAGGCAUUUUUACAGUCUAGGUUGGUAUAUUGUGUGACAUGGAUGACAUUUAGUCUGAAUGGGCAUGUAGUAUGCCACAGAUGACAUUCAGGGUAGAAGGGUAUACAAUGUGACAUGGAUGGUGUUUAGUCUGGGAUGGUAUACACUGUGACAUGGAUGAUGGUAUACAAUGGGACAAGGAUUAUGUUCAUUAUGAGACGGUAUACAGUAUGACACUGGGAUGGUAUAUCAAGUCCAUGCUCAUGUCUGCAAGAAUCAAUGCAAUUGAUCUGUGUCACAUGCUAGGGUACGAAUCAGUGUGUGGCAUGGAUCAAUUAUGUGAAAUCUAGAGAAAUCCUGAAAAGUGACUUGAAGGUGGUGCAUGUUGUAUUUAUUGUAAGGAAUUAGAACAGAUAAUUUUAUACUGGUUGGGUAGAAUAAAUGAAAACAUUUGGGCCAUUUUCCACCCUUGGGUAAGGAUAUGACAGGGCCAUACGUAAGUGCAAAGGGCCUUAAUUCAGAGUCAAAAUGUCUUCCGUGACUCCUCUUUAGAUCUAUAUGUUUCCACCAGUUUAGGUUGCUUGUUUAUCAUAAAACACGACUAUAACUAUGCAUACCAAAAAAAAAAACUUUACCUGUUUGUUAAUUAAAAUUUCAUUGGUGAUGUAAAAUGGACCCUUUUUACUAAAAAGGACAGUUCUAGUAAAAUUACUACACUAAUUACUAUUCUCCUACCCUGGUUUGCACAUACAGGGGGAGAUUUAUCAAAGUAUUCUGAAAAGUAUAUAUUUUUUUGUUCUUGAAUCAGUUUGUAUUUAUUAGCUUUCAUUUAAAAAAAAAAAAAGCCUAAAGAGUGUCAGCGUUUUUUCUGCUUAUAUUCUGUCACUUCUUUCUAAAAUAUCAAUUUCAGUAAAUACUGCCAAAUGUAGAGUGGCGGGAAAAAAAUAGAUCUCUUUUAGUUGAAAAAUUAGAGAGAUAGAGAUAUAUAUAUACACACACUGAUUAAUCAAAAAAUGGCAAUAAAUAACUACAGACAAAAAAAACAAGUUUGAUAAAUUGUGCAAAAAAUAUAUAUUUAAAAAAGCACCAAAAAGGUCCAAGUUGGCUGCAGCACUUUGAUAAAUCUCAAAUUCUUGUAUCUUUUUCAGAGACAGGCUGCAAAAGUUAUUAAAAUAUGCUGUCCUUACCUCCUCUGCACAUUCAAAGUACGCUUUCGAUUUCAUCCUCCAUUAUACAUGGGAUCUUGAUAAAUUAGGAGCAGGAUGGCUCAAUGGUUUAAACAUUUGCCUACCCUUUCUAAUGAAUGAUGUCCUUCAUGUUGCUUACUAUGAAAUGACACUAAAAAAAACAACAAACUAGGUUUAUUUUCACCAAGUUUCCUAUUUGCAAUGGAACAUAAAGAUCCUAACAAACAUUUACCUGCGAUCAAACGUCAAGGCCACUGCCUAGUUCUCCCUGCAGCCCGUAAUCCACCGUCUAUCAACGUCACUGUCGCUCACUGGAGGGACAUUCCGGAGGAUGGUUGAGGGUAGGACUUGGGCAUAUGGCUAUUCAUUGUUUGUUGGAAACAUGCGAUGAGUGCUGAUGACCAGUAUGCACACACACUGAACAGACUUAACAAAUUAGCCAGCUUGGAUUUCUAAAGUUUGGCUUACUAAAGGUGGAGCUACAUCUGUGGCAGCAAUGUGCAUUUUCUCUGAAAUGCUGCACAUGCAGACUCCAAACACCAUGACCACUUCAGAUCACUGUAGUGGUCAUGGUGCUUGGAGUAAACAACAAGGUGAAGUUGAUUACUUACUUUUGAUAUUCGUUUAUUCGUUUAGUAGAUUUAAUCUUUUUAUUUUGUUCUAUAUUUCUAAGCUAUGAUAUUUGGUGGUUAUUGAGAUAUCCUUAUGGGUCUUUAAAACAAAAAAAAGUAGAAACAGAAUGAGAAUUAGCUCAGCCCGAUACAUUUACUUGUAAGGUACACUCAUAUCAUGGUUUGAUGUCGAAGUAUACUUAUUGUAUCGGUGAAUUUUGUCUAUUGCUAUUCUCAAUAAAAUUGUUAAUUUUAAAAAAGUGUUUUUUUUUGUUUUUUUUUUAAACUUAAAGGACCACUAUAGUGCCAGGAAAACAUACUCGUUUUCCUGGCACUAUAGUGCCCUGAGGGUGCCCCCACCUUCAGGGUCCCCCUCCCGCCCGGCUCUGGAAGGGGGAAAGGGGUAAUAACUUACCUUUUUCCAGCGCUGGGCGGGAAUCCCUUCUCUCUCCUCCGUUCCUCCUCCUGGGCUGAAUCGCGCAGCGGCAAGAGCUGUAGCGGCGGCCCGUCGCCUGGAAAGCAUUUACAAUGCUUUCCUAUGAACGCGCUGCGUCUUUCUCACUGUGAAAAUCACGGUGAAACACUUAUAGCGCCAAUGGCAUGCCGUGAGACAGCCACUGGAGAAUAGAAGGCAACCCAUUUCAUAAAGUAGCAGUUUCUCUGAAACUGCUAUAAUUAUGAAAAAAUGGGUUAACCCUAGCUGGACCAGGCACCCAGACCACUUCAUUAAGCUGAAGUGGUCUGGGUGCCUAGAGUGGUCCUUUAACAGAAACAGGUGCUCUUUGCAAUUAUUUGUGAACACCUAUAGUCAGUAGUAUAUGCAAUCAUCAAGUGUUAGAUCCCCAAGUGUUGCAGAACUACAACUCCCAUGGUGCUUUGUUUGCCUUUAGAAUGACAAAGCAUCAUGGAAGUUGUAGUUUUAAAACACCUGGGAUCUCCCUUUUGGACACCCCUGUGUUCGAUUUAAUUGUAUUGGACUCCAGAGUGGGCGAGGAGGGUGGCAUGGAUUACAAAUAUAGAAUAAGGGGGUUCUAGUAAAUGGUGUAGCCUUAGUGCUACAACCUAUCCCUCCAUCUAUCUACUACUUUAUCUCUCUCGAUCCAUUCCACCUGCAUGACAUGCUAAUUCAAAUGUCAGUCCUAUGCCUCUCAUCAGCACACACAUGUAAUGCAUGUAGAGGGGAUUACCUCCCGCCCUCCUUUAUUUCAUCCCUCCCUUUCUCCAUAUGCCCUGUUUAAAAAAAAAAAAAAAAAAGUUACAUUUCACCAGAUCACGCCCUUCCCCGGCUCAGACAGCAUUGCGCUCUUCGCAGAUUAAAAAGUCCAUCAGUUCAUUUGAUCGGACCUCACGAUGGGGGAUUGGUGAGCAGGCCAGGUGUUGGCUUCCAGGAAAGUUAUAGCUUAAUUUUAUGUUAUUUUACAGUUUAUGUGAGAGAGACCUAAAGAAUAAUUCCCAAUAGGCAUUAUACAUUUUUUUUUAAAAAAUUACAAAGGCAGAAAAGGGUUGUAGUAAUACCUUAAAGGAACACUAUAGGGUCAGGAACACAAACAUGUAUUCCUGACCCUAUAUAGUUAAACCCGCCCCAUUGGUCCUCCUAAAUAUUGCAAAAUCUUACCUGUGCUCCAGUCUGCUGCUGCUGGCUCUGCCCCUGAUCAGCCUGCUUGGGUGAUAUCAGCAGAAGUGUUGAUCUGAGCCAAUCGCAAUGCUUUCCAAUAGGAAAGCAUUGGAUUGGCUGAGCUUGUUAAAGAGGCAGAGCCAGCACAAGCCAAACACAGCCCUGGACAAUCAGCAUCUCGUCAGAGAUGCAUUGAAUCAAUGCAUCUCUAUGAGGAAAGUUCAGUGUUGCCAUGCAGAGGGUGGAGACACAGAAUGGCAGUACUGCAGUGUGCAGCACUGCCCCAAAAGCACCUCUUGUAAAUAUCUGAGGAGUGUCCACUGGAGGUAUCACUAGGCUGUAAUGUAAACACUGCCUUUUCUCUGUGAAAAAAAGUGUUUACUGCAAAAAGCCUGAAGGGAAUGAUUAUACUCUCCAGAGCAAUUACAAGAAGGUGUAGUUGUUCUGGUGACUCUAGUGUCCCUUACGUAACUCCCUAAUGCCUGUGUACUGUGAGUCUGACAAUGGGAAAUAAAAAAUAAAUGUAGGUGGGCACACAAACAAUGAGUAGACCAAACCCAGUAAUUUGUAUAUAGAAUAUUCUGAAAUGCUAGGGGUUCCAUGCCAUACUCAUUUCAUUGUCACAUAGAAUCCAACACUUCAAACGUCUAACUGGGACACUUUCAUUUUGCAGGUUAUAACGGUUAGUGUAACGAUGGGCAUAAUAUGAUAUUAAACGGUAAAUGGACCAACUUUGAAACUGCUGGUUACCCAGCACAUUACCCAGUUGCAGAGCAGCAGUGUAACAAAUCUUACCUGUUUAUCAUUUCCAGGCUACAGACAUGAUAGAGAGACCAAUUACACUCCCCAAAUGUGUUUCUUUAAAUAUAUCUAGACAUGUUUUAUUCCUAUCUACUCGUCUUCUUUUUAACUCCUUUUUUCCUGAGAAAACAUCUUUGUUCUCAUUUUGUGUUAGAGCCUUGCUUCACAAUUUCCCCCCUUUCAGCCCUAAGAAAUGUCUCCCCUACUUUUUACAAUAUAACCCAUUGAAUUUCCACUGUGAUAUAAAGUGGCAUUUCUUCCCUGGGGAAGCAGAAAGGAUUUAUAGUCUAUAUCCUCCCAAGUCCCUUCAACGCCCCCAGCCCCCGACUGACCUAGAAACUAUCCGACCCUGAAUAACACAGCCUGCCUUCAGUAUUCACACAUUGCAUAUAUAUCUCCAAACAUUUAUAUGUGUGUAACUAUUUGUACACAUGGAGGUUUGGCAUACGUAUAGCUGGAUCCUACUAGUGAUGAUUAAUAAUUAAAGUAACAGACAGUAUUUAAUUUGAAAUUUUAAACAAACACACAUAUAUAUUUUUGCUGAUUGGGUCCCCUGGUCUGUAUCUGUGUGCCUAUUUGUUGCUGGCUAUAAAAUGCAGAGGCCCAAUUAUUUUAGAUCCAAAAUCACUUUUUUUUUUGUUUGUUUUUUUAAGACUUUUGGAAAAAAUUGAAUUAACAGAAACUGGGAUUGCACUUACAUUUAUUUUAUAUUCUAAAUCUUUUUUUGUUGUUGUGAACAAUUAUGUUUAUAAUAUUUACCUGUAUAUUAAAGGGUUACUUCAACCCUUUUUACUUCAUAUUUUAUGUCUACCCUAUUACUAAAUAUAUAAGAAAAGGUUUAAUUACCUAAAAUGCAGCGCCGGUCAAAGCUCUGUGUGGCUUUUCACAUCCUUUUGUGACAUCAUGGGAGCCACGCAAGGUCUAAUCAAAGACUUCUCUUAGAGUAGCCUUUGGACCAGAGCGCAAACUCUGGGCCGGCAAGUGGAAGGGGAGAGAGAGUGGGGAGGGAGACAGGGAUGGAGGGAGAAUGGCAAACUUAUAUAAAAAAAAAAAAAAAAAAAAUCCCCUAAGCUGAUUGGUUAGGUAGGACGGCUUCAAAAAAGAAGAGUUGUCAACAUGCAGUGCACAUUAACGACUGACAAAUUUUAUGCACAGAAUUGACUUUAGGCAGAGUUCUGGGCUGCCAAAGUCACUUGUGUGUGCUGGGGGUGCAACGAGCCCCAGUACACACUUGUCAAUAUCUCAGUCUGUGCAGUGUUUCAACCUGCCACCAUAACCACUUCUAAAAGUAGAAGUGGUCAUGCUGGUUGGAGUAAACCUUUAACUGUAAAACUGCCAUUUGUUAAGCUAGUAUGUUAUGUCCUUUGUGCCAUCCUAUAAGAACAACUUCAUUUGUACUCCUCUAUUACACAGGUGGAAAUAGGUCUAUCUAUUCACUAAUUAGUGAGGUGUGGCAAGUGAGCACAAACACUAAAAUAGCAAAUUUAGUCAAGCUGGAGAUUUCACUAGGUCUACUGUUCUCCUGAGUUAAUUUUGUCGGCUAACAAUUUUAGUCAAAUGUUAGUCAACAAAAACUAGACUAGAACUAACACAAUCCAGAUGACUAAAAUUACAUUUUAGUCAAAAGUCUAUGACUAAAACUAAAUAAAAAUGUGCCGCCAAAAUUAACACUGCACAGAGGAGUUGUGGAAGGGGCUUCCCAGGGCUUGUGAGAGGCACCUAGAUGGACUGGGAGGACACAAAGAGGGACUGGGGAGGGGCAAGAGAGACAGAGUUUUAACUAAAACCAUUAUAUUUUAGUUGUGUCGACUAAAAUCUCCAGUAGAUCCUGGAGAUUUAGUCUACUAAAACUAGACUAAAUCAAUUCAGAUGACUGAAAUAUGACUAAAACUAAAAUGUCUUUUAAGUUAAAAGACUAUGACUAAAUUAAGAUUUGCCGUCAAAAUUAACACUGCUGUUUUCAGUUCACCACAAGCUGAUGUUGAAAGCAUUGGUAGUUCAUAGCCAAAAGGAAACUAUUCUGUAAACCUCAGGUUUGUUUUGAACAGGGGUGCCCAAAAGGUAGAUCCCCAGUAUAACGAGUCACCUGCCACCCUGACUGGGUACCUCCAUUGAUGGAUGCUCCUAGCACUUCUUGAGGAUUCCAAACACUCUAACCAACACCACAGGCCAAACCUCUCUUCCUUCAGAGCAAAGCAGGUACAAGCUCUUAAAAGAGCUUAGGAGUGACUAUAGCACGGGAAUAUGCAAAGCAAUCCCUUGUAUCAGAUUCCCCCAAUAACAGACAGGACUUCAAAUUGAGAGUGAAGUAGAACUGUCUAAAACUUAAUUUUCCUUGGGACUAGGCCAUAUGGUCAUUACAUUAACAUUGCUGUGAAAACUCAAUAAAAAUUACAGUCAAUAAAAUUACAGUCAAAUCAAAGCAGGCAACAUACAGUGACUUAUUAUAACACAAUGGCAUAUUUUUAAAGAGGUGGGGGAGACAAUAAUUAACAGAAAAUAUCUCACGUGCCUGCAGAAUUAGCAAUAUGCAAAUCUACCCAAAUAUGCAAAUGAACCAGUCUUGCUAUUCAGGUAGUGUGUAUUGCUGUUGCUACCAACAGAGGGCACUAGACAAGCUCCAUAGCCAAAUCCACCUAGUUGGUGGCAAACAGCAGUACAGGAGAGCAGGCAAUACAUCCCAGGGGCCAUAGUCACAUGGCAGGAGGCUGGCAAUCAGCCUUCUCCAAUGGCCAGUGGCGAGGCUGGUUCCGCCACACCCAGAUGUUGUAGAACUACAACUCCCAUGACGCUUUGCAUGCUUUUAGAAUGCCUCUAGAAUGACAAAACAUCAUCGAUGCUGUAAUUUUAAAACAUCCUGGGAGCUACCUUUCGGGCACUCCUUGUUUAGAACAAUCCAUUUACUUUAUCAGACUAGUAAUCAAGGCACAGUGAUGCUAAAAAAAAGAGUGAUAUACUUUGGUUUAACUGGAGAUUCUCCCUACUUGACACAGCAAUGCGCACUAUCUGGUAAAUGAAACAGCCAGGAGAUCAAUCACUGAAAAUUAUUAAACACGUGCAAAAUAGCUGAACAUACAUUUUUAGACUACAAUAAGCAUUAUACACUUUCUCACAUAUGUGCAAUGAGUUGUUAACAAUAAGCACCUAUUGGACAUUGCACAGAAGAUGCCUGUUCUCAUCCCAUGUCGCAAAUGGCUGCUGAUGAGAGAGCAUUAUGAGGCAGACGAAAGCUGUUUGAAUCUCAUUGUUUUGCAAAAUUCGAAUUGUAGCUACAAAAAGGUAAUCCUUGGCUUUGCUUAAGAUAUAUUUUAGCUGGAACACAGUCCAUUCCGUUUUUUUUUUUUAUAAAGAUUUUAGUACAACUGAUUUGCAUUCAAUGUACUCCUCUAUGGUAAGCCUGAUGCACAUGGCAAAACAACUGCACUUUAAUUAAACAUUCCCUUGCUUAUCACAGACCACAAAUGUUUUACAGUGGAGAGUUACAGCUACUGUAAUUGAAAGAACUGUUCUAUUAAUAUAGGAGUACAUUUUUAUAGAAUUACAAUAACACGGUGAGCCAGAUUUCAACAACACAAUGCAAUAUUUUAGUCUGACUAAAAUAUCAAUCAGAAAAAGUACCUCCCAACAUUUGAGACAAAGGGGGACACUUUAAUUUUAGAGGUGCGAGUGGGGGUGUGACCAGGGACUGGGCUGUUUCGAGAAAUUUUAGGUGACUUAUUAACAAUUAAUGCAACUACAAUGUAAUUUAGAAAAUAAAUAAUUGUAUCUUAUUUACACAGACUGAUUUCUAAACACAUUUAAUGUAGUUUAAAGAUGCAUUACUGGGGAUAUUAUUGCUUUGCAGCUCUGUUAUAUACUCAGACAGACCAAAAGUGGAGGCUCAUCCAUAGAGGCACUUCAGGCAGUAGGGACUACUUUGUCUCUGUAUUUCUCCUCCAUCUGACUUUCUAAGACUCAAGGCAGAGUCUAAGAGUCAAUCCCGACCCCUGCACUAUGGCAUAGUUGACUUCCAUACCUAAGAUUCUAGAACUCUCUUCCCACUGGGCCUGGUCACUCCUCUAGUUAGAUGUCUCCUAUAAGACUUGUGUUUGUGAACAUGGAAACCAGGAAAUCGAUUUUUAUGCUCUCGGAACACCGGGGCAGUUCAUAUAUAUUGCUUCUUUACCUGCUAUGAUGUCUAAUAUGACAAACAUUUCCAUUGUUAUGAUAAAAAUUUACGGCAAUUCCUGUGGAACUCGAUUCCCUUCUCCAUUAGAUGCUCACCCAAUCUCCACUCCUUCAAAAAAAUUGUUAAACGUAAUGUUAAUAGCUCCCAAUUAAUUCCUCUCCUGCCACUGUCAUUAAAAACACACUAAGAUUUCAGUGAAUACUAUUCUACAAAUCCACUUCUCUAAUACUAUCCUUACCUUCUGUGUCACUAUACCCCACUCCCUCUAGCAUGUAAGUUCAUUGAGCAGGGCACUCAAUCCCUCUGUUUCUGUGCAUCCAACUUGUCUGGUUACAAUUACAUGUUUGUUAGUACACCAUUGUACAGUGCUGCACAAUUUGUUUGGCGCUUUAUAAAUAUUAAUAAUAAAAGCAUCCGGGUUUAAAAGGGGGACUGUCUCUCCAAAGAAUAAGACAAAUAGGCUGCAAAGAAACAUGUGGGGGCCAACCUCAUAUUGCAUACUAGAACACAUCAUAAUUAUAACCUCCUUGUGCUUGAUUUAUUGUUGUGUAUACAUAUAUCUUAAAAAUUUUCAAAUUAAUUCAUAUGGUUACAUCAUGUGUGGGGUAGCUUGAAGAGGAACUGUUACCUCUAAUUUACAGUUACAGUUGCAAACUUGUAUUUUUCACAUGAAGGUGGGCAUUGUUUACCCAUCAUACAAAGGUUCCUCACUCAUUAUUUAACCCCUUAAGGACACAUGACAUGUGUGGCAUGUCAUAAUUCCCUUUUAUUGCAGAAGUUUGGUCCUUAAGGGGUUAAAGGGAUUACUCUGGACUGGAUGUGUUCUCUUGUGACUGACCCUCUGUAAUUGUUUUCUAUCUCUAUUGUUUUAGAUCACAGGAUAGAGGGUUUUUUUUUUUUUUUUUUACCCAUCCAGACUUUUUCCACAACACCCACAGCCAACAAAGGCGAGCCCUUCUUGGUAUGCAUUGCAUGUUAGCGCACAGGAAACACUGCCAGGGUUAUUUACUAAAUUGAGAUUUCAAAGGGAAUUUAAAAUUUAAGGCCUGAGCAGGAAGCAUCGCCGGCUUGUUCUUUGAAUGGUCACUUUAUUGAAAAACCCUGUGUAAAAUCACAUUGUAGCAGGGGAAUUAAGCCAGGAAGUACUCUACCCCAUAAUCUUGCUGAAGUCUUGUAUAUCGUGGACAGUACAUACCAGUACUUUGAGGACAUGCUAACAGACACACAUCAGGGCAAUCCUUCGCACUCUUGCGAUAUCACUGACCCUUAGUGGGGUAUGAUGUAGCAGCCUAACCUCUAUACAUAUGGGAUGCCCCUGAUAUUGUAUGCAGGAAUGCUGAAUAGAAAAACCUUUAGCUGCUAGCUUAAAAUUACUACCCUUAAUCCAGAGAUUAAAUUCAGCAUCAUUUGUUUUCUAUUUCUAAUAAACGCUAUUAUUAAUUACAGAUAAGACUCUCUGCUGCAGUGUAUGGCUGGAUAGUAAGACUGGUAGAGACAGAUACAAAUGGGAGUUCUUGCUCAUAACAGAUUAGAAUCUAGGAGCGUUCAGAAUGCCCAGUCUAAUCUACUGACAUAGUCACAAGGAAAUGUGUCUUAUUUUUUAUUAAUAGGUACUCUGAGAGCCGCUUCUGCUGACAGGUGUCCUGCAAGUUAUUGCAAGAAUGCUAUCCAUGGUAGCCCAUCAUGGUGCGUGUUUAUGUAUGUGUCUGAUGCAGUUUAUCAGAUUGUUUAUUAGUGUAUUCUCACGGUAUGGUGGUCAGGUUCUAGAUGCCAUGUUGUCCAUCAUUCACCACAUUUUUGAAUUAAAGAGUUAUGGAUUAGGACUCAUCCAGCAUUGAGAUUAGAAAUAUCUGUGAAAUUACAUCACAAGAUAUCACGCACAUGUUUACUAGAAGACAGGUAAAAUAAGGGCAUGAAAUAAUCUGGAUGGCACAAAAUGAAAUGUAUGGACUUUUAGGACGGAUCAACUCCAAGAUGUAUUUUCAAUAAAGCUGUACAAAACUCAAUCAAUCUCUCUCGACCCUCUCUCGAAUCAGUCAGUGCUUUAUAGUUCCCCAUCUGCCUUUAAAGUUAAAAAAAAACAAAAAAAAAAAAGGUCUUGGAGUAAACCGGGAAAGAAUGUAUAUAUAUCUCUUUCCUGGUUUACUCCAAGACCAUCUCUUUUUUUUUUUAUAUGUAUGUAGUUCCGUCCUACCAGUUUAAGGAGUACUUGUAAAGCUCACUGGAUCUUAGUGGACUCUAGUCUAACCCAAUCUAUAUGUGGGUUUUUAUCUCUACCUGUUUUAGCAAGUUUCUGUAUUUAGAUGUAUUGUGUAACUUAUAAUAAAACUUUUAGCUGUUGAUAAGGAGAAGUUAUAAUGGGCGAGAGGUGAUGAAUUAAUUUGAAAAAUUUGAAGAUAUAAUUCAUGAAUUGUAGAGAGAUGUUGUUUGAAAUAGAUGGCAUUAUAUGGGAGGUUGUAGGAAACCAUUGGAGGCAAUUUUAUAUGGAGCUGGAGGGCUAUAUGAAGCAAUAUGUAAAGUUAUAGGUAGAGGUUAUAUGGAAGAAUGUGAAUUUGAUUUACAAGCAGAAAUAGUGAUACAUUAUUUUCCAGAGUUAUUUUGUUUGUAAACCAUGUAAUUUUCUUAACUACUGGUGCUCUAGGUCAUAACUAUUAUUUAUGGAAUUCAUUGGGGCUAAGGUGGAAAAUGAGGACAAUUACCUGCUUCCCAUUGUUCUGGCAUCCUACAAAAGAAGGGCUUUAAUACUGUUAGGGCAACAUUGCAUACCUUGACAAUCUGGUUCUUCCUCCAUCCAAAAUACUUGCCCUCCUCUACAAUCACAAUCAGGGGACUCGGAUCUGCUGGAUUGGCUGCUGGGGGGACUGCCUGGAUGGUCAGGCAUGUCCCCCGAUAUAUAAUGAUUUAAAAUCAAUUAAUUAUAUUACUAUAAUUCAUGACAGUCCAGCAGAAACAUCAGAGAAUUUAAUUUGCAAGCUCUAUAUUUGACCAUGUAACUUUCCAAAACCCCAUAAAACCUACACAUAGUGUGCAUUAUUGUACUCGUUGGCAGUGGUGUACUGCGGGGGAGGGGGCUGGGGGGGCAGUCCGCCCCGGUUGCCACCAGGUAGGGGGUGCCAUGAUCCUGGUCUGGGUGCUGGAUGUGUGAGCUGUGCCCCAUGGCAGCUGGGGGGGCCAGCGGCAGCCUUUGACUGUGUGACUGCCUGUGAUUGUGUGAUGCUGCCUGUAACUGUAACACAGGACCUGCCCCGGGUGCCAAAUGCUCUAGGUACGCCCCUGCUCAUUGGAUAUCACCACAUACUAAUAUGUGUGUUUUAUUGCAGUAAAAGCUAACAGAAUCAUAUUUAAACAUUUGAUGUAAAAUGAUAGCCCUAUUUCUCCCGUAUAAAAUAUAUAUAAGAAGUGGGUUCUUUUAACAUGAACGGUAACUUAUAGGUUGAACAGUCACAUAGCUCAAAUUCCAGGUUUUGUUUUGGGUCAGAACUUGAAGAAUUGUCUCUGUCCUUAAGGAGUUAAACAGUCUGCAUUUUGCAGCACACUCAUCUGCAGUGUAAUGUACUAGAUGCAGGGUUAGACAGCCUUUGGCACUCCAGGUGUUGUGGACUACAUGUCCUCUGAUGCUUGGCCAGCAUUAUGGAUGCAAGAGAACUAUGGGAUCUGUAGUACCCAACAUCUAGCAUGCUGAAGAUUGCCAACUCCUGCACUAGAGUAUACCCAUGGGGUCUGGACCAGUGGUCAUCCUUCUUUUAUAGAAUUAACUAAUAUUUUGCUUUUACACAACUCAAUAAAUGUCCAGUUCACACUCUAUAACUAAACCCAUACAGUAAUUUGCUAAUGCAUAAUGAAAAUUGUAGUUGGAACUUGUCUUAAUAGCUUUACAAAUUAGAGUCCAUUAUAAAAGCCAAAAUAGCCCCCUUGAUGCGUAAGCUAGGAGAUCAUAGAUCUCACUAAGAGGAAAGUUUAUAAAACAUAUAAACUACAUAAUUAACCUCUGUUUGCAUCCAUACCAACAAAAAGACAACAAUAAACUAAGAACAUAUUAAUAACUACUAAAGGAAAAAAGGUGUAUGUUUAAUGCUGCUGUUUAAAGAAUGAAGAAGCAUAUCAUCUGCCCUUAAACCUCUUCUCCUUAUCUACAGACAUAUAUAUGGGAUAACUACAAAGGACAUUUUCUGUUUCUUUAUAGAAGUGUAGAAUAAAGAAAGAUAAAUAAAUGAGGAAGAUAAUUAAAUCAGUAGAUCAGGAAUUGUUUCUUUGACUUUUCGCACAAGUAACCAUUUAUUUACCAUUAAUAAAUUUGUUAAUGACUAUAUCACAUUUAGCUAUUGUAACCAUGACAACUAAUGUUACACUAAGUUAUUUGCUGGGUAAGUGGUGGGCUGCAGACAAGUAAUAGCAACAUUUGUUUUAUGUCAAGCAGCAAAAAUUACUUUUGAGCCGGCAGAAAGUAAAGGUGAGCAUCAUUUUGUAAUUAACAAUAAUAAAGAAAGUAUAACGCAGACAGCUACUGGGAACCAAGGCCAUAACACAAUAUUGAAACCUGCAGUAGAACAUCCAUAAAAAGCUUAUACUGCCAGAUAUUACAGUUAUUAAUACAAACCAGUUCAAAAUGCCAGUUUCUACCGUUCCUACAACAUACAUGUUAAAAGUUGUAAAUGCUCAUAUCCCUUUAAAGCACAAUAUAAAAAGUAAAAAUUGAAGGGUAAGGGAGUACCAAAGUAGAAAAUCUCCUGAAUGGGGGUUAUCCCCUAGUGCAAGAAUAUUUAAUAUUGUGCCGCCAGGCAAAUUAUUGUACCGCUUCAUCUGCAGCGGGUUCACUUAUUGGAUUGAAAUAAUCCCUACAAUUACACUAUCUCCGUAUUAACGGAGACGAGUUAGAACAAGUUAUACUAAUUAGUGUUCUUAAUGUGUGCUCUUGUGGUUUUACUUUUUUAGUAUUAAAAGUUAAGUUUUAUGUUUAAAGUGGUACACACUAUUUGUACCACUGACUGUCACCCUACCUUUUAAUGGACUUACACUCUUCAGGACACUCUAUCAUAAUUCCUUUUCUCCUGUUUUUUACAAUAUAAAGGUAGCAUCCCUCCCAUCAAAAAAAACAAAAACAAAAAAACCCUAAGCCUCCUUUCAUUAAAGAAGGCUGAAGUCACCUUACCACGGCCCUUAUUCCAAUACCCAGUAUGUGGAGGCUUGUAUUCAGCCCCUCAGCAGUUAAUCUGAUAGCAAGCAGAUGUUGCAAAAAGAGGAAUCAUUAAGUGCUCAAAAUAUUUUGUGUGUUGUGUGUGUGCCUAAAUUGCAUAUUUUAGUCAUCCAUAGUGUGUUUGAUUGUCGGAUGAAGCAGAUGCUUUGUAUAAAGGUAGUAAAUCUAAUAAAAUACUUUGUCUUAGUAUAUUUCCCCCAUGGUCCUGUAUAUACUUUUGACUCCCUCUUCAACAAAGGUUUUUUUUUUUUGUUUUGUUUUUUAUGUCUGCUCCAGUGGCUUCUUGUCACCUGAAAUUGUGGUACAUAGUCUUCCCCAGUAUUGUAUAAUUACUGUGAACUAUAGAUGUGACCUCCAUAAUUGUGUUUGCGAUCAUGAUUGUGUUUGUACUGCUGACCUCAUUUACCUACUGUGGUGACAUAACGCUAUGAACUCAAAAUGGAGUCCAUAAGUAAAGCAUUAAUUCAUCCUCCACUCUCACAUAUGUUCCCAAACACCGUAUCAUGAGAACCCCAAGCAAGUUUGAGGCUCACAGGCAAUAUAAUUGGCAACAAUUGUUCAUUUUUUUUAAAACAUCGUUUCAUUGAGUUAGCUAAAGAAAAGGAGAUGAUCUAUAUCCCAACCAGGCUUAGGUUAUUUUUUUGGCAUCACUGCCAUGUAAAAACCAAGUAAUUGUACAGCACAAUUUAUUACUAGAAUAAUAAUAAUUUUUUAAAAACAAUUUAGAACAUUUAUAGAAAUUGCUGAUUCAUGUGUCAGGUUUUAAAAAAAAAAAAAACUUUAUUGAUCUAUGCAACAGAUAUUAAGAUUCUUUUUCAUGGUUAUUAAAUAAAGUGAAAAUUCAAAGUGAGUUUCAAAUUUGAGGACAAAAUAGCCAAACCACAAAAGUAUAUAAGUCAACUACUUUGGCUUUAAAGUGAUACAAUGAGCAAUAAAUCAUUUUAGCCUAAUGAAGCAGUUUUGGUAUAUAGACCAUGUUCCUGCAGUCUCACUGCUCAAUUAUCCACCAUGUAGGAGUUAAAUCACUUUUGUUUCUGUUUAUACAGUCCUAACCAUACUGCCCCAAGCUGUGACUGACACAGCCUGUAGGAAAAAAGGUUUCAUUUUCAGUCAGAUAUUCACUUGCUUUACAAGUUUUUAUCUCCUGCUCUGUAACUUGAACUUUAAGCAUACACAGGAGGCUCCUUCAGAUUCUAGAAGGCUAUUAUCUUAACAGUCCAGGAGAUAAUAAAUUCUAAAUAAAACAGACUGUGCAAUAAAGAAACCUAGAAUAUCUGGGUUUAUUUACAGGAAGUAUUUAGGAAGGCUGUGCAAGUCACAUGCAGGGAGAUGUGACUAGGACUACAUAAACAAAAAUGAUUUAACUCCUAAAUGGCAGUGAAUUGAGCAGUGAGACUACAGUACACCAAAACUACUUUGUUACGUUAAAGUUGCUUUGGUGCCUAUAGUGUCCCUUUAAAUUUGAAGUUCACUUUGAAUUCAUUAUUACUAGUGAAUAGCCUUAUCAGUUUCUUUAUGUACUCUUCCUUCCCUUUUGUAGAACAAUUGAUAUAAUUUGUAUAUUUGAUAUGCAGUUAUGAACUAAUGUUUGUAAAUAUUGAGAGAAAUCAAUGGUUAGAAUAUAAUAUACUUAACUACAUUCAAAAUACACUUAUAAUGAAAAUAAAGAUUUUUUUGAAGAAAUUCAAAUAACUCACAAAUAAAGAAAAAAGGUAGACAGUUCAUCAACAAACCUUGUAUAUCACAAGUUACGAGUAAGUCUCUUUGUCUUAUUUACAACAGACUAAUAAAGCUGUGAUCCCUUGGUGCAUUGGAUCACAGACUUGAAACCGUUCUUAGUUCAUAGGUGAAAGCUGUGCGCAUAUAUUAACAUUUGAUUGGAUUUUGUUAGCCUACCAUACAAUGCUACUACUCACCAAAAGAGUGAUGUGUUUACAACAACCUAUUUCUCAUUUCCAUAUGGGAUGCAUGGUUACUCAUGGAAAAUAUCAUCAUGCUAAUAGGAGGGGGAGCCCAACAAGUGCUAUUUUAUUCAUACUGUCCAAACCUUCAGUUCCACUAAUAUAAGCUUGUUUUAGGUAAUGUGAGAUGACACCAGCAGGGAGAUAAUAGUACGGCCAGUGUUUCGUCUAUUGUCUGUAGCGCCUUCCAAGAAACAUUAGUCCAGUUAUUAAGACAUAGCUGUCCUUUUAGGCAACGCAAGAAAUUUCAUUACACUUAAAUCUGAAAAUACCAUAGAUAAUAGUAAAUAACUGUGACGAGACCAAUCUCGCCACAUUGCAUUGGAGAAGCCUGGUUGCUUGCCUGUUGCCUUUGGAUUAUGGCCCCAUGUUAAAAGCCUUCUUUUCCCCUGCAGAAAAGGCUUAUUCAUGCCUUUCUGCCCGGUGUUCGGUAGAUUCAAUCUACCGAAGUAACGCACGAAUGACUGGACCACCUGGGAGCUGGAGUGUGUCGGCAAUUAACCUCCCAGAAGCUGCGGUUAACCGCGGCUUAAUUGACGAAUGCUGGGUGGCCGCCAUUCGUAUACCGAACACGAGGUCGCAGCCAUUUUAAAAACGCGAACGCACAGCGGUGUUCGACACCCAACUCAUGGAACUGAAAACGGAUACAUUUUGGCGCGAACACCGCUGUAGCCACCGACCUCCCUUCUUAUUCGGUAGACGUGCACGAACGGCCCUAUAUUCGGUAGUUGUACCCGAAUACACCAUACCCCAGAUAGGAAUUCAGUGGAGCUCAUUCGUAUGAAUACUGACUUUGUGAACACUUUGGGUCCACGGCGAUUGAACUGUGUGCAUAGGAUCUGAGCGCUAUUUGGUACUUUGGUGCGCUCAGAUUCUAGCUAUCCGGGGACAUGUUGAAUGCCUGCAAAAUGUUGUAAAAUAUAACAGUUAUGUAUUUUUAUGUCUUUUUGUUAUUGUCAUCUAAAAUGGCGUUUAGGCUCUCUCCUGGGAGAUAAUUGAAUUACUUCACAAUUAUCUCCCUGAGCAGAGCAGAGGGUUCUGGGUGAGAAAAGGGGAAUGGCUAAGUGUGUACCCUGUGAUUGGUUGCUACAAUGUCUUUGUCACAGUCUUCCAUCUGGUCCCCUAGGGGAGUGUCCACCAGGUGGGAGACCUGCAUAAAUACCGGGCAGGUAGCCCUCAUUAAACAGACCACUGCUUGACCCUCAACACGGAGCUCUGUCUCGUUCUUGGGGGGAUUUACUGUAUGAUGAUAUAGACUGAUUGCUAGGAGUGUAAGCCGCUUGGGUGCUUUUCCUAUUCAGCUGCUUGCAGCUAUUCGUGAGGUUCCAGUUCGGGAGUUUGGAGUGCUAUUUUGUAUGCAGUUCGGGAGUUUGGAGCAUUCCCUUACAUGCGGUUUGGGAGUUUGGUGUUCUGCAGUAGCUGUGCCUGUAUCUCUGGGAGGGGAAGAUCUACUAAACAGCGGUUUAACCCCUUUUAUGCUCAGGGUGCCGUUACAAUAACCUUAUGGCAAAUUGUGUUUUUUAAAUAAUCAUAAUCAAGUGAUGAUGCACAUAUUUAAUGAAUAAUUGUUUAUGAGCACCAGCUGUGGGGCACUUUCAGCAGGUAUCAAAGAAACUUACAGUCAAGAUCAAUUGUAGAUUAUCUGUGGUUUACCCAAACUGGGAUCAGAAAUAUUUAAUUUUGGUGGGAAAAAAUCACCAAAUGCCAUUUCUACUACAAGUCGCUUUAGUGUAUACCCUGUGUGUUUGAGUCUAUAGAAGUUGUAUAAAAAGUGACGCACACUGCCUCGUUAUAAAACUUUUAAAACACAAUACAGGCAUUUGCAACAUUAAUGCCACUAGUAGUUAUCUGGAAAAGUGCUGUUAAAAUGGUAACAAAUUCUAGCACAAAAUACAUAAAAAUAAAAACUAAGCACUAGACUGUGACAAAAUGAAAAGUCAUAAUUAUCCGUCACAAUCACAGUAGUGAAAACACUUCUACCGCAACAAAGCUAUAGAAUGGGAAAAAGUGGGGUUUUUUUUAUACUUCUGUUAGAACGAUGUUUUUUUUAUACACAACUCUACUUUAGGUUUCAUACAUGUAAAUGAAUAUAAAAUGAACAAUAAUCUUAAAAGCAAAUUAAUUAGUGUAUAAAGGGCAAGAAACUAUUUACCUAAAGAAAACAGAUAUAACUAUUCAGAUCCAGAAUAUAUAUAUAGUAGAAUGAGCCUUUUAAUGUAUUUUAUGAUUAUUUUAUUCAGUGUGCUUAUAUUUUGUAUUUUAUACUGUACAGUUAUAUUAUCUUUUUCUGUCUUCCCUACAGAGUGAGAAAAUCCAUCCCACAAAACCAGGAUUGCUAAACGUGCAAUUACUAAAGGUGAUUAUGGAGAAGAAUUUUAGGAGUCACACUGGGUCACAAGAGAAGAGACAACAUGUAUAAUAUUAAUUAUAAAACACAUUAUAUACCAUAGAUAACAAUGUAUUCUACAAGAGAACUGAGGACAUACUGGAGUGUUCUAGGGAGAGGUACGAUCUAUAGAGUAUAAGAAUGUGCUACAAAUAUUCUGCAUUAGGAGUUACUGACCAAUUUCAGGUGCUAUAGAAGUUGUAGGAUUUGUAUACAGGAAACACAAAGGAGAACAGGCAAUUGGCAAUAGAAAGAGUUACAUGAAUGGAUGGACAGUGUCAGACAGUCAGACCUGUGACUACUAUACUGAAGAUUUAGUGCACAGAAGAUGUGACUGCUCUCUGUGAUGACUUUUCUCUGUCAUGUUAAUCCAACCUGGACCUCCCACCACGGGAGCGCUCAUCCAUAUGACAUCCUACUGAAAGAAGCUGCAGCUUACAAGUGAUUUCAGGAUUUCAAGGGGUCUGAGCCAUGGAUAAAACUCCAGUCUUGCUCUCUACAAGGAUUAAAGGUUUUACUCUGCUAUUAACUCAUUUUCUGCCUGAAAUUGAAAGCAGGCAUUCCUGAACCCCUAGGCAGUUACAUGUGAAGUAGGGUCUGGUAAAUAAAGUGUCAAUGUUAGGACAUAAGCAAAUGCCAUUUAUGCAACAAGACAAGUUCUGAUUCCAAGUGCCAUUUUAAUCUACCCCAUACAAUAAGAGUGAUCAAAAGGUAGAUAUCCAGAGGAGGCACAGUCCAUAUUUUGGAUCCAAAUCCCUCUGCCCAUGUUUUAUAUCGUAAUGCUCCUCUCUUCUAGAAGCUCCACAUUGUUGGUGUGUCUAAGUGUAUAAAAGAGCUCUACAGAAUUAAUACUCACAGUAAUGUGUCUUUAAACUACAAUAAAUGAGUUUAGAAAUCAGUCUGUGAGCACAAGAUACAUUGUUCUUGUGCUAAAUGACAUUUUCGUUUCAUAAACAUUUAUAAGUAAGUCACCAAAAAUGGCUCAGAACAUAACAUCCCCUGGCCACACCCCCACUGACACUCUUAAAAUGAAAGUGUCCCUUUUUUGUCCACUUAAAAUCCUGGUAGGUGUGCCAGAUGUUGUAGAACUACAGCUCCCAUAAUGCUUUGCCAGCUUCAAAGCAACAUAGUAGUAGUUGCUCUACAAAAAUCUGGGGAUCCACCUUUUGGCCACCCUAACAUACAGCCUUUUUAAUGGUACUUGUAAAUGCGUAGCACAACAUAUUGUGCAUUUAGCUUUUUAGAAGAAAUAGCACAAUUAAAAUGCAAUGGGGAUAUUGACCUUUACCAUGCAUGAGAUGGUAAAACAAGGAGUCGAACAACUAAGUGCUUUCAUAUGAAAGGAAAAUUCAUGAAGCACUUGGAAGCAGCCAUAAACUCACUAGUAGUUAGUACAUAAAAACUCCAAUUAACCAGCUAAUUAUGUGCUGAAAAGCAUCUGGUCUAAUGACACAAGAAGCCGUAAAGACGAGGAGUCCAUAAAAGAGCGAGAAGUUCUUAGCCAUAACGUGGAACCAUCUUUAAGCAGUUUGUCAAUUUAAUUGGCUAAUCUAAUUAACUAGGCAGAACAAAAGUCUUUCUUUGUUUCCUCCAAAUAUACACAUUCUGGUUUACCAAACACAAUGAGAGAUACAAACACAUAAGAGAGAGAAGUGUAAUUGAUUAAAUAGACUGUUUAUUUUACACCCUCAGGUAUGAGGCCAAAGAUAGCAGUGCCAGAUCAUACUUGACAAGCACAGGCUUAACUGGAGGUAUGAAGAAGAGAUCGCCAUGUUUAAAGAACACUGGUGGGAACAUUUAUAAGGACUAUUUUGAUUGCAAAAUAAGAGCAGUUUUGGGGAAUUUUUUUUAAAGUUGAGCAAUUACAAUGGAAUCCAAUGGAUUGGUCUUACUGAUUACUCUCCUUUAGAAUUAUGCUCCCGAAUCGGACAUUAGAUAUAAUUAUGUAUGGACAGAUAGCAAGAGAAAUAUAGGCCAAAAGAUUAGAUGUAAUGAAGAUUGAGGUUAAUAAUCCCCAUUGUGUAACAAGCUAUCUAAAACAAAGUAGGGGAACAUUUCACAAAUUGCCUUUUCUUAUCCAACACAAAGGCGAUAGAUAUUUCAACAAACCAUCAGCCUGAAUAAGGUAUGCACUUACUAGGACAAACAUAGGCAGCAGUUUUUAAACUGCAAUCUUUAAAUUCUAAGCUAGAAUGGUGGGAGUCACAGGACGACAAACACUCGGUUUCCACACAUCUUGUUUCAGUUCAUUGAUUUAAUACACAUAAUUCAUAAUCAAAGUCCUCCUUUUAAAAUCACUUAGAAAUGGAAAUUGACUUGCCUUCUCUGUUACAUUGCAAGAUCUAUGAAUUUUAGAUUUUUCCAUCGAAAACGCACACUUCCCUUUUUUUUGAGAGAGUUUAGGUUACUGUCCUGUCAAAACAAUACUUGAGUUCUUGAGACGAUUCCACAUCACACCUUAACUCAUAGCUAUGACAGCCUCGAACCAGUUGGCAUAUUAAUAAGCAUUAACCAUAGAAGCAGACAUGAAGGUCAUAUAAUUGUAGAAUUAUUGGAAGAACUGUACUAUUCGACCGUGGGUGACACAAAAGCAACAUUAUUGGCAUUGAGUAUAUCAUAUGCCAUUUAGGAAAAAGAAUACUUCUGUUAAAAAUAUAAUUGUCUACCAAAUUCUUUGUUCACGCAUCAAAGUGCAAUUAUUUUGCAUAAUGAAUAGCUUAUUAUUGGAAGCUGUGGAAAUUUAAAGAAACUGGGGCACUAAACUCUAACCCAAAAAUGUAACUCUGCCCCCUGGCUUGUUGUUUUUUCUCAUUUACCCCCAUGUAUUCAAACCCUGAUCCAAUGAGAGGUCAUGUUCUGUACAGCACCAUAAACCUUCAGGAAACAACUAAUAGUCUAAAGAGGUCAAACUCCACCCCUGAUGCUGUUAGCCAAUGGCAGCCCAAAGAAGACUAAAUAAUAUGCAGGUCAGUCCUUUAUUGUGUCUGGGAUCAGAUGACCCAAUGCAAAACUAAUGGGUGAUGUCAGAAAUCCAGACUAAGGAUAUCUGAGAGGUCUAUACCAAACAAAAUUGGUAAUUUUUGAAAAAUACUCAAAAUCUUGACAAGAUUAGUUGUCUAACCUAUUAGCAUUAUCUCCUGCCAUCAAUGAGGUGGAAGAGGGGGGUGGGGGGUGGGGGGGAACUACAGAACUAAUGGCAGACAUACCCUUUUUUUCCUUCUAAAGAACACUUAUCAUUAGACCUUACCACCACAAUAGAUUUGAAUUUUAUUUAUUGCAACAAAAACUGGAGGUCACUGUCCUACCUGUCGAUACUGGUGUCCUCAUGCUCUCUUUAACACAGACAAUCUUUACAAAACAGUACACUCCAACAUGUGUAUUGUGUUAUGAACAUUAACAGAAACAAUUCUAAAAACAGAAAACUACAAGGUCCCUAUUAACCCCAUAAGGACACAUGACGGAAAUAUUCAGUUUGAUUCCCUUUGAUUUCUGAAGUUGUGUCCUUAAGGGGUUAAUAUCUCCAUCUCAACAUUUUUCUAGUUUUUUGAGAUUUGUUCCUGCAAUGGUUACAUUUCUGAUUGAAGAAGACAGCACUAAAAUUUCCUUGUAGCUUAUUGCUUCCGAACAGAUUCAGAAAACUAUUUUCAGGGCAUUAACUAGUUUAUAACAUCACAUGGGAUCUGCAUAGUUCCCCAGAAUGCAAAGUAAGCAGUACCUGUGAUGAAUGAAAACAAACCAUGUUCACUUUAUGGUAUUUGCUUCUGUGUAUUAAAUGAUGAGAACCACAUAAGAGUACAUGAGGUUGGAAUAUGGCAGUGCACUUCUGAGGCCCAUGUAUUCACACUAUUGGCAUUGACAGUGGAUAUUACUCCAUCUUGGUAUUUUUAGCAGAGAAAAUCACUAGAGAGCUUAUCGUGGUAUCCAAGGACAUUUGCAGAUCUUGAAUAAGAAGGUCUAGUUUUCAAACUGGCUAGCUUUAUGCUAGGACAUCCCAUUGUGAAGCCUCCCAUAAAGGGAGGUACGCACAGCAGUUUUCCUACAACAGACACCAGCACUAUAGACUCACGUUGUAGGUCACCUUAGUAAAUGGGGAAAAAAAUACUGUGAAGUGGAUAGUGGUAAUAAACAAAGAGGUGGUGACACGGGAUUGUCCACUGUCUGUCAUUUUGUCAUGCUAAGCACUGCAGUCUAAUUAGACCCUCUUUUCACUCACUCAUCUCUUGUAACUCGAAAGUGCUAAACAUUCUGGAUUAGGCUGAAAUGCAAACAGCAAUAAAAGCAGAUGCUCACAGUCCCUCGGAGCUCAUUUGUAUGCCUUUAACCUGGUGAUAGACAUUCCCACUAAGUCUGGUUCGUGGGAAAUGGGGGAAUGUGUCACUUCCUCAUCAUGUUCUAUCCAUCUAUAUGUUAAUGACAGAUCUGUACAAAGUAAUGUGACUAGAUAAGGGCUGUAUUGGAAUCAGCCUAGCUUCAUUCAUUUCUCAAGCCCUUCUCAAUACAAAAGUCACUCAUCGUCAAGAUUAUAUUUUUCACCUUAAAUAUAUAUAUAUUUUUUAUAUUUAAUAUAAUGUAUAAAAAUAGUUCACCUUUAUAUAUUUAUAUAAAU